ACGGUGUCCACCAUGUCACGGCACUCUGCACCCUGCGUGUCACCAUCAUCACCGACGACAUGCUGACCAACAGCAUUACGGUGCGCCUGGAGAACAUGUCCCAAGAGCGCUUCCUGUCCCCGCUGCUCGCCCUCUUCAUGGAGGGCGUGGCGGCGGUCCUGUCCACCCGCCCCAACAGCGUCUUUGUCUUCAACAUCCAGAAGGACACCCACGUCCAGGGGAGCAUCCUCAACGUCACCUUCUCCGCCCUGCGCCCUACUGGGGGAUCCGGGGGCACCAUCCCCCCUGGACCUUUCUUCCCCUCAGAAGCCCUGCAGGAGCAGAUUUAUCUGAACCGGACUCUGCUCACCCUGGUGUCCAGCCAGCGUGUGCUGCCCUUUGACGAUAACAUCUGCCUCCGCGAGCCCUGUGAGAACUACAUGAAGUGUGUGUCGGUGCUGAGGUUCGACAGCUCGGCACCCUUCGUGUCCUCGAAUACGGUGCUGUUCAGGCCUAUCCACCCGGUGACGGGGCUACGCUGCCGAUGCCCAGCAGGUUUCACGGGGGACUACUGUGAGACGGAGAUUGACCUGUGCUACUCAGGGCCCUGCCAGAAUAACGGCAAGUGCCGGAGCAGGGAAGGCGGGUACACUUGUGUGUGUCCGGAGGAGUUCACCGGUGAGUGUUGUUAUCCACUUUUUGGUUUCCUACUUGACUCUUUUACUUUCACCCCAUUCUUGAUCUGCUCUUUUUCACGUCAGUCUUUCUUUCACCUUUCACUCUGACUUUGCUUUAGUCUCUCUGUCAUUAGGGUUAGUCUCGCUGUCAUUAGGGUUAGUUUCUCUGUCAUUACGGUUAGUCUCUCUGUCAUUAGGGUUAGUCUCUCUGUCAUUAGGGUUAGUCUUUCUGUCAUUAGGGUUAGGGUUAGUCUCUGUCGUUAGAGUUAGGGUUAUUCUCUCUUUCAUUAGGGUUAGGGUUAUUCUCUCUUUCAUUAGGGUUAGGGUUAGUCUCUCAUUCAUUAGGGUUAGGGUUGGUCUCUCUGUUGUUAGUGUUAGUCUCUCUCAUUAGGGUUAGUCUCUCUGUUAUUUAGGUUAGGGUUAGUCUCGCUGUCAUUAGGGUCAGGGUUAGUCUCUCUGUCUUUAGGGUUAGGGUUAGUCUCUGUCAUUAGGGUUAGGGUUAGUCUCUCUGUCAUUAGGGUUAGGGUUAGUCUCUCUGUCAUUAGGGUUAGGGUUAGUCUCUCUGUCAUUAGUACUUAGAUAGAAACAUGCCUACCCCCAUCGAGAUCUCACAUCUGCUUUGACAGAACCUCUGUCCAUAGAGUUUAAUAUUCCCGCUAUAUUAAAGACACGGCCCACAGCCAAAACCAUGAUUCUGCAGAGAGGCUAUUACCUGUUAAUCAAACCCUAGCCUUCUAUGCUUUGAAGACUCUUGGCUAGCUCCAGGUAGUCUCAAGUCAUAACGAGGGUGAUGAUGGUUGGCCUGACAGUGCUGGCCUCAGGUUUCGCACACUUUCGAGAAAAAUAUCCCUCGUAAUUCCCUCCAAACCGGAGAUUAUCCGUCUUACAGUCGGGUCAUUACCCGCUGGAAUUCCGAGCCCCGUAAGUCAUAGGUGUUCUCUUUAUCCAGAUCUUGUCAGGGUAAUUUGCAACACACAACACCCCACACUAGGAGCUGGAAAUAGAUCUGGUAGUGGCACAUUGGAAUGCAAAGACCUUGUGGGGUUGACAAUUGUUCCUUUUGACCUGUGGGAAAAUCAUCUCUUGACUCCUUGGUGCUCUCUUUCAUAAUAUGUAAUACAAUGACCCUUAAAGGGUGACACAAUCCCACCGGACCUUCCACACACAUUUCUCUGUAGUCUUCCUGUCUCUGUUCUCUAUCGCUUCAAUAUAAAAGCCUUAUCAUGCAAUACAUUGUUACCAUACUGUUACCAUUAAUUUUUUUUUAAGAUGGUGAACUUGGGGCCUGUUUCCCAGACAUCUCCAUUGUACAUGCUUUUUAGUCUAGAACUACACUUCACAAAAAUAUAAACGCAACAUGUAAAUGAUCCUUUCCUUAUUUUUUUAUUGGGAACUAUCUUUCAGCUCAGUACGUGACCCCUUAAUGGUCACCCCAAGCUGUUAGGGAAAGCACCCCAGAGUUAAAAGAAAAACACAGUGAAGUCAUCACUACUGACAUCAGCAUCCAUUUUGAAAGCUGUCACCUCCGGAACACGUCUCAGGUCUAGUUAACCAGGCAGGACAGUGUCAGUGUGGGUUGCUGGUGGGUCGUGACAGGUGUCUUAUAGACCACCGAGUUGGCCUGCUGCUUGGCCAAAGACACUCCAUUGUCCUAUUGUCAUUAUGCCACAAGCCGUUUGGUUCCAGCAAAGAGCCAGGGGUCAGUCUGGGUCACAGUGCAUGGCGGUUACAAUCUGCUGUGUUUUGACAUGCUUGCGAAGGGGGUUUGAGCUCCAACCCCCUUCUAUCUGAGUCAAUUCAGACUAGCUUGUAGGUUGUGUUGUAAUGGAGUUGAACUUGUCUGCUGUGAAUCUGACUGAUUUCAGCUUGUUCCCAUAAAUAUAUUUGGGGGGCUUCGUCCAGGACACAUCGUAAUAUAAAGGCCUGAAAGGAGGAUUUAAAGAAACAUGCCUACCCCCAUGUGUACCCGUUUUCACACCAACCCAAACUUUUGUCAAUAUCUCCAGACAGUUUUUCAUUUUUCUAUACUCAGCAGAUCUUCCCGCUCACCUGGGCUGCCCGUUUCCUUUUCCCUUCCUACAGGUGAUCAUUGUGAGGUGAACUCGCGCUCUGGCCGUUGUGUCCCGGGGGUGUGUAAGAACGGUGCCAGGUGUGUAGAUCUGCUGGUGGGGGGGUUUGUAUGCCAGUGCCCCCCAGGGGAGUACCAGAAACCAUACUGUGAGAUGAGCACGCGCAGCUUCCCCGGCCAGUCUUUCAUCACCUUCAGAGGGCUACGGCAGAGGUUUCACUUCACUGUGUCCUUCAUGUAAGUACACCUUUUUUUGGGGUUCUCUUUGCAUUCACGAACACCUGGAGCUUUUUUGACAUAGUACUGAGCCAAAUGAUACACAUCUAACGCCUUGUCUGAAUAUACAUACAACCCUUUGUAAUAAGCAGUAAUGGCUGUAUCCAUGGCAACAGAAAUAAACAUCGCCCUGCUGUCUUUGUCUCGCUGACUGGACAUGCUUGGGCAUAAGCACAUCUGAACCUCAAAUCACAGAAGUGCUGAAUCACAGGGCUGGUAUUUGUGUUCUGCCUUGACAUUUGUGUUCUGUUUGACGAAAGAAGCACAAGCCAUUUUAUCCAGUGGUUAGGUGCAGAUCUUGGUUCAAAUAGUAUUCAUUUUUUAUUUGAAAUACUUAAAAAGUUUAAUCGAGCUUGCCUGGAGUGACAUUGGUUGUAUCAAGGCUGUAGAGAAACAUCUCUUUCUAGCGUUCAGCUCACGUUCCCUGGCAAAGGUAAAAACAGGAAGUGAUGCGUGGAGCCAGAGGGCCCUAGGUGUUUGGCUUUGUUGAUCACGGUUUCCUGUGACGCUGCCCUGUGCCAUGUGGCUUCUGACUUCUGUGCCCGUACCCGCUACGUGCCAAAGGGUUAAUGACACACAGCGGCAUGGCUCCCAGUUCUAGCUCUGGUUCUACGUCUGUCCACACCAGUCCUCCUUCCCUCCGUCAUUUUCCAAAUUCCUUUUGCUCCUCUCAUUGUCUCUAGUUCAAUAUGAUUAUUUUCUCCAUUUUCCCUUUUAUCUCUCAUUGUCCCUCAUUUCCCAGGUUAAUAUGUCUAUCAACGUGUCCCACCCUCCCCCGCCCCACACAACUUAUAUUGUUCUCGCAUUACCUCAAGACAGGUUAAAGAAGGGUUUUUAAGCCUUGAGACAAUUGAGACAUGGAUUGUGUAUAUGUGCGAUUCAGAUGUUGAAUGGGCAAGACAAAAGAUUGAAGUGCCUUUGAAUGGGUUAUGGUAGUAGGUGCCAGGCGCACCGGUUUGUGUCAAGCACUGCAACGCUGCUGGAUUUUUCACGCUCAACAGUUUCCCGUGUGUAUCAAGAAUGGUCCAUCACCCAAAGGACAUCCAGCCAUCUUGACACAAUUGUGGGAAGCAUUGGAGUCAACAUGGGCCAGCAUCCCUGUGGAAUGCUUUCAACACCUUGUAGAGUCCAUGCCCUGACGAAUUGAGGCUGUUCUGAGGGCAACUCAAUAUUAGGAAGGUGUUCUUAAUGUUUUGUACACUCAGUGUACUGUACUGUACAAUCAAUGAUAAUAUACUGUACUGUACAAUAAGUUAUAAUAUACUAUACAAUCAAUCAUAAUAUACUACUGAUAAUAUACUGUACCAGGGUUACGGUUAAUUCCAUUUAAAUUCCAGUCAAUUCAGAAAGUAAACCAAUUUCCAAUUCCAAAUGUUCCUCAUUGAAAAGCAUUGGAAGAGUUGGAAUUUCAUUGUACUUCCUGAAUUUACUGGAAUUGAAAUGGAAUUUACCCCAACCCUGUACUGUACUGUACAAUCAAUGUGACCUUUGCUCCUCUAUGACCUCCUGUAUGACCUCCUGUAAGACCUCCUGUAAGACCUCCUGUAUGACCUCCUGUAUGACCUCCUGUAAGACCUCCUGUAUGACUUCCUGUAAGACCUCCUGUAUGACCUCCUGUAUGACCUGUAGGUUUGCCACCAGAGAGAGGAAUGCCCUGCUGCUUUAUAACGGAAGGUUUAACGAGAAGCACGACUUCAUCGCCUUGGAGAUCAUUGAGGAACAAAUCCAGCUCACCUUCUCAGCAGGUAAGGACGUAAAGGAUGUAGAAAGAGAUGGCCGCCAGACUCUUCAAUUUCCUCUGUUCCCUUUGCUUCGCUUCACUUCUCUCUCCUAUCCCCCUCUCUGUGAAAUACUACAUCUCAUUAACAGGGAGGUUCUGACCAACUGGGCAGGGAUCAGAGUUUAUGGAGCCAACCCUCAGAUACCUGGGAAAAUGUAGGGUAAACAGUGAUCAUGCAGUUCACCCAGUGGACCAUGGUGUGUUGAGUUUGGCAGGGAAUUACUGCCAUGGAGGUACUAGCCUAAGUAAACAAUCAUUAACCGGCAGUCCAUCUAACUAUAAUAGUGUUCACUGAUCUGGAUCAGUAGCAUCGAUAUUAAAAUAACUCAGAGGUCCAAAAGGUUGUGUUUUUCUGAACCUUCCCCUGCCCCAUUCCUCAGCUUUAUACCAAACCUUCCCCUGCCCCAUUCCUCAGCUUUAUACCAAACAUUCCCCUGCCCCAUUCCUCAGCUUUAUACCAAACCUUCCCCUGCCCCAUCCCUCAGCUUUAUACCAAACCUUCCCCUGCCCCAUCCAUCAGCUUUAUACCAAACCUUCCCCUGCCCCAUCCAUCAGCUUUAUACCAAACCUUCCCCUGCCCCAUCCAUCAGCUUUAUACCUAACCUUCCCCUGCCCCAUUCCUCAGCUUUAUACCAAAUCUUCCCCUUCCCCAUCCAUCAGCUUUAUACCAAACCUUCCCCUGCCCCAUCCAUCAGCUUUAUACCAAACCUUCCCCUGCCCCAUCCAUCAGCUUUAUACCAAACCUUCCCCUGCCCCAUCCAUCAGCUUUAUACCAAACCUUCCCCUGCCCCAUCCAUCAGCUUUAUACCAAACCUUCCCCUGCCCCAUCCAUCAGCUUUAUACCAAACCUUCCCCUGCCCCAUUCCUCAGCUUUAUACCAAACCUUCCCCUGCCCCAUCCAUCAGCUUUAUACCAAACCUUCCCCUGCCCCAUUCCUCAGCUUUAUACCAAACCUUCCCCUGCCCCAUUCCUCAGCUUUAUACCAAACCUUCCCCUUCCCCAUCCAUCAGCUUUAUACCAAAUCUUCCCCUGCCCCAUCCAUCAGCUUUAUACCAAACCUUCCCCUGCCCCAUCCGUCAGCUUUAUACCAAACCUCCCCCUGCCCCAUCCAUCAGCUUUAUACCUUCCCCUGCCCCAUCCAUCAGCUUUAUACCUAACCUUCCCCUGCCCCAUCCAUCAGCUUUAUACCUAACCUUCCCCUGCCCCAUCCAUCAGCUUUAUACCUUCCCCUGCCCCAUCCAUCAGCUUUAUACCUAACCUUCCCCUGCCCCAUCCCUCAGCUUUAUACCAAAUCUUCCCCUGCCCCAUCCAUCAGCUUUAUACCAAAUCUUAUAAUAAUAAUAAUAAUAUAAUAUGCCAUUUAGCAGACGCUUUUAUCCAAAGCGACUUACAGUCAUGCGUGCAUACAUUUUUGUUUAUGGGUGGUCCCGGGGAUCGAACCCACUACCUUGGCGUUACAAGCGCCGUGCUCUACCAGUUGAGCUAGAGGACCACAUCUUCCCCUGCCCCAUCCCUCAGCUUUAUACCAAACCUUCCCCUGCCCCAUCCAUCAGCUUUAUACCAAACCUUCCCCUGCCCCAUCCAUCAGCUUUAUACCAAACCUUCCCCUGCCCCAUCCCUCAGCUUUAUACCAAACCUUCCCCUGCCCCAUCCAUCAGCUUUAUACCAAACCUUCCCCUGCCCCAUCCAUCAGCUUUAUACCAAACCUUCCCCUGCCCCAUCCCUCAGCUUUAUACCAAACCUUCCCCUGCCCCAUCCAUCAGCUUUAUACCAAACCUUCCCCUGCCCCAUCCAUCAGCUUUAUACCAAACCUUCCCCUGCCCCAUCCCUCAGCUUUAUACCAAACCUUCCCCUGCCCCAUCCAUCAGCUUUAUACCAAACCUUCCCCUGCCCCAUCCAUCAGCUUUAUACCAAACCUUCCCCUGCCCCAUCCAUCAGCUUUAUACCUAACCUUCCCCUGCCCCAUCCAUCAGCUUUAUACCUAACCUUCCCCUGCCCCAUCCCUCAGCUUUAUACCAAACCUUCCCCUGCCCCAUCCAUCAGCUUUAUACCAAACCUUCCCCUGCCCCAUCCAUCAGCUUUAUACCAAAUCUUCCCCUGCCCCAUCCAUCAGCUUUAUACCAAACCUUCCCCUGCCCCAUCCAUCAGCUUUAUACCAAACUUCCCCUGCCCCAUCCAUCAGCUUUAUACCAAACCUUACCCCUGCCCCAUCCAUCAGCUUUAUACCAAACCUUCCCCUGCCCCAUCCAUCAGCUUUAUACCAAACCUUCCCCUGCCCCAUCCAUCAGCUUUAUACCAAACCUUCCCACUGCCCCAUCCCUCAGCUUUAUACCAAACCUUCCCCUGCCCCAUCCAUCAGCUUUAUACCAAACCUUCCCCUGCCCCAUCCAUCAGCUUUAUACCAAACCUUCCCCUGCCCCAUCCAUCAGCUUUAUACCAAACCUUCCCCUGCCCCAUCCCUCAGCUUUAUACCAAACCUUCCCCUGCCCCAUCCAUCAGCUUUAUACCAAACCUUCCCCUGCCCCAUCCAUCAGCUUUAUACCAAACCUUCCCCUGCCCCAUCCAUCAGCUUUAUACCUAACCUUCCCCUGCCCCAUCCAUCAGCUUUAUACCUAACCUUCCCCUGCCCCAUCCCUCAGCUUUAUACCAAACCUUCCCCUGCCCCAUCCAUCAGCUUUAUACCAAACCUUCCCCUGCCCCAUCCAUCAGCUUUAUACCAAAUCUUCCCCUGCCCCAUCCAUCAGCUUUAUACCAAACCUUCCCCUGCCCCAUCCAUCAGCUUUAUACCAAACUUCCCCUGCCCCAUCCAUCAGCUUUAUACCUAACCUUCCCCUGCCCCAUCCAUCAGCUUUAUACCAAACCUUCCCCUGCCCCAUCCAUCAGCUUUAUACCAAACCUUCCCCUGCCCCAUCCAUCAGCUUUAUACCAAACCUUCCCCUGCCCCAUCCAUCAGCUUUAUACCUAACCUUCCCCUGCCCCAUCCAUCAGCUUUAUACCUAACCUUCCCCUGCCACAUCCAUCAGCUUUAUACCAAACCUUCCCCUGCCCCAUCCAUCAGCUUUAUACCUAACCUUCCCCUGCCCCAUCCAUCAGCUUUAUACCAAACCUUCCCCUGCCCCAUCCAUCAGCUUUAUACCAAACCUUCCCCUGCCCCAUCCAUCAGCUUUAUACCAAACCUUCCCCUGCCCUAUCCAUCAGCUUUAUACCAAACCUUCCCCUGCCCCAUCCAUCAGCUUUAUACCAAACCUUCCCCUUCCCCAUCCAUCAGCUUUAUACCUAACCUUCCCCUGCCCCAUCCAUCAGCUUUAUACCAAACCUUCCCCUGCCCCAUCCAUCAGCUUUAUACCAAACCUUCCCCUGCCCCAUCCCUCAGCUUUAUACCAAACCUUCCCCUGCCCCAUCCAUCAUCUUUAUACCAAAUCUUCCCCUGCCCCAUCCCUCAGCUUUAUACCAAAUCUUCCCCUGCCCCAUCCAUCAGCUUUAUACCAAAUCUUCCCCUGCCCCAUCCAUCAGCUUUAUACCAAAUCUUCCCCUGCCCCAUCCAUCAGCUUUAUACCAAAUCUUCCCCUGCCCCAUCCAUCAGCUUUAUACCAAAUCUUCCCCAGCCCCAUCCAUCUGUGUCGAUUAAACUCUUUCCUGUUUCCUUUUUCCUGUUUCCCUUGCUCUAGGAGAAGCCAAAACCACUGUAUUACCCUUUGUCCUAAGUGGGGUCAGUGAUGGUCAGUGGCAUAGAGUACAGCUACACUACUACAACAAGGUAAGCACGCUUCCUGGAUAGGUGGAGGCUAUCAUGAUAACAUAAGAUUUGAUCACUAAUAGAAUGAUGCAUGUCCCUGUUUACUUGUUGUGCUUGGUGCCUACACCCAGACCACGCUUGGUCUGUGGGGUAAGUGACGAGUGGUGUGGUGGGCGCGGGGGAGAGGGGGGUGGUCAUUGUUUGGAAAUCCUUCAAUCAUAGUUACUAGGGCACCAGUAGGAUUAGGAUGUUAUGAACCCAGAUGAAGUGCCCUCAUAAACCUCCAGGCCAAAGGUCAUUCAAGUAAGGCACUCAUACUAUCCCCCCACCCCCCUCCAACUCCACACAGAGUCCAGAGCUUGAAAGGGUUGUCAUGGGAACAGACACGCUAGUCUUUGUUUUGUUUUUAGAGUUGAUUUGAGGCCAUUGUAAUGACAAAGAAUAGGAUUAUUGAGAUUCCAUUUGAGCUUUGUUCUUUUGUUUUGAAAGACAAUCUGGUUUAGGCCUGUGUAACUAAACGGGAUGGCCUCAAACAGAGAAGUAUUUCUGGAUCCAGGGCUUUCUAUGCAGGAUUUGUAAUGUUUAUGGGCAGUGGAAGUUAUUGUGGUCACCUUCAAAGAUGGAACCCACUGAGAGUACUGUUCCUGGAAAGAUAUAUUAGUUGUUUUUCGGAAGCUUUUUAGCCUUGCUAAACCUUUGAAAACGACCCAGUAGUGUGAGAAUGUACUAGGGUGCCCUUACUCAUACAGUACAUUCAUAUGUGGUCCUCUGUAGCUCAGCUGGUAGAGCACGGCGCUUGUAACGCCAAGGUAGUGGGUUCGAUCCCCGGGACCACCCAUACACAAAAAUGUAUGCACGCAUGACUGUAAGUCGCUUUGGAUAAAAGCGUCUGCUAAAUGGCAUAUUAUUAUUAUUAUUAUAUUUGGUCAUAUGCAGUCAUACACUAUCAUUUUGUAAGCUGUAAGAACAUGAGCCUGGUCUUAGACUGUCUUCUGGUUUACACAUUUCCCCAUGUGGACAACAUCUAACAUGGCACAGCAAGGUUGGGGUCAAUUCUAUUUUAACUCCAGUCAAUUCAGGAAGUAAAGGGAAAUUCCAAUUGGAAUUUGGUUUGCGUUCUAAAUUGACUGGAAUUGAAAUGGAAUUGACCCUAACCCUGUGGCACAGUGUCUCAAAUAAAUAUUUUACAGACAUAUCCACAUAUAUUUCUACAAACAAAUGGCUCAAAAUUUGAAGCCGAAGGGAAACUAGCCUAACUGGAGCAGUCUGUACAUAACAAGCUUAUAGAGGCAGUUUGGGUAGGAGGUGAUGGAUUGUAGUUAUUAAUGAACACCCUUUCCCCCUUGCCUGGUUUCUUUCUGUGUCGUCCUGUGAUGUUGAGGGCAGCUGAGAGAGUACUGCUCCCUCUCCUCUCCUCACUUCAUAUUCCCUCCCCGUUGAGCCACACAAACCCUGGCUGGGCGCUCUUCCCCUGUGGGGUCAUUCUCCGCCCGACAGUGAGUGGCUUGGGGUCCCGCUACGACACCAGCUGUUACCUACUUAUACUCUGUUAUACAAGUCCUGGCUGGGUCAAUCGACUGCUAGAACAGAUUUUGUCCCUUCUAAGAUUUUGAAAUCUCAUUAUUGAUCGGGAAAGAGGAUUAAAUGUGGUUUGGUUUGAAACUUCAGUUGAAUACCUUUUUUUAGGAUGUUGAUUGAACGUUUUCUUUGUGACUAUCCAGCAGAACUUGAAAUAUUUGAACAAUUCCCAACCCCCUUCCCUUCAACAUAUGUGCUAAAUCAGGGUCACACAGUGUUUCUUGGUAGUCUUAAACAAAUCUACUUUAAAACAAAAGUAUACACCUUACACCCUUAUGGGCUUAAAAAAAGAAGACACCUGUACCAUGUCAGAGUUUAAAAAUAUUCAAUUUUUAGUUUGCCUCCCAAUAUUACAUUUUAUAUACAGUGGGGAAAAAAAGUAUUUAGUCAGCCACCAAUUGUGCAAGUUCUCCCACUUAAAAAGAUGAGAGAGGCCUGUAAUUUUCAUGAUAGGUACACGUCAACUAUGACAGACAAAAUGAGAAAAAAAAAAUCCAGAAAAUCACAUUGUAGGAUUUAUAAUGAAUUUAUUUGCAAAUGAUGGUGGAAAAUAAGUAUUUGGUCAAUAACAAAAGUUUCUCAAUACUUUGUUAUAUACCCUUUGUUGGCAAUGACACAGGUCAAACGUUUUCUGUAAGUCUUCACAAGGUUUUCACACACUGUUGCUGGUAUUUUGGCCCAUUCCUCCAUGCAGAUCUCCUCUAGAGCAGUGAUGUUUUGGGGCUGUCGCUGGGCAACACGGACUUUCAACUCCCUCCAAAGAUUUUCUAUGGGGUUGAGAUCUGGAGACUGGCUAGGCCACUCCAGGACCUUGAAAUGCUUCUUACGAAGCCACUCCUUCGUUGCCCGGGCGGUGUGUUUGGGAUCAUUGUCAUGCUGAAAGACCCAGCCACGUUUCAUCUUCAAUGCCCUUGCUGAUGGAAGGAGGUUUUCACUCAAAAUCUCACGAUACAUGGCCCCAUUCAUUCUUUCCUUUACACGGAUCAGUCGUCCUGGUCCCUUUGCAGAAAAACAGCCCCAAAGCAUGAUGUUUCCACCCCCAUGCUUCGCAGUAGGUAUGUUGUUCUUUGGAUGCAACUCAGCAUUCUUUGUCCUCCAAACACAACGUGUUGAGUUUUUACCAAAAAGUUAUAUUUUGGUUUCAUCUGACCAUAUGACAUUCUCCCAAUCCUCUUCUGGAUCAUCCAAAAGCAAACUUCAGACGGGCCUGGACAUGUUCUGGCUUAAGCAGGGGGACACGUCUGGCACUGCAGGAUUUGUGUCCCUGGCGGCGUAGUGUGUUACUGAUGGUAGGCUUUGUUACUUUGGUCCCAGCUCUCUGCAGGUCAUUCACUAGGUCCCCCCGUGUGGUUCUGGGAUUUUUGCUCACCGUUCUUGUGAUCAUUUUGACCCCACGAGGUGAGAUCUUACGUGGAGCCCCAGAUCGAGGGAGAUUAUCAGUGGUCUUGUAUGUCUUCCAUUUCCUAAUAAUUGCUCCCACAGUUGAUUUCUUCAAACCAAGCUGCUUACCUAUUGCAGAUUCAGUCUUCCCAGCCUGGUGCAGGUCUACAAUUUUGUUUCUGGUGUCCUUUGACAGCUCUUUGGUCUUGGCCAUAGUGGAGUUUGGAGUGUGACUGUUUGAGGUUGUGGACAGGUGUCUUUUAUACUGAUAACAAGUUCAAACAGGUGCCAUUAAUACAGGUAACGAGUGGAGGACAGAGGAGCCUCUUAAAGAAGAAGUUACAGGUCUGUGAGAGCCAGAAAUCUUGCUUGUUUUGUAGGUGACCAAAUACUUAUUUUCCACCAUAAUAUGCAAAUAAAUUCAUAAAAAAUCCUACAAUGUGAUUUUCUGGAUUUUUUUUCCUCAAUUUGUUUGUCAUAGUUGACGUGUACCUAUGAUGAAAAUUACAGGCCUCUCUCAUCUUUUUAAGUGGGAGAACUUGCACAAUUGGUGGCUGACUAAAUACUUUUUUGCCCCACUGUACAUCACAGAAGACUGAAAUAUAACAAAACCGUUUGACAUAGAAACAGCAGAUUUUCUGCGAAAAACAAAAAAAGUUGAUUAAUUAUGAAAUUAUAAAAAAUAUUAAUAACUUUCCAUCCAUGAGGCCACUAGAGGGCGCUUUGGUCAUUUGACUACAGGAAAGGGUUUUAAGACAGUACAGUAUGGAUCCAAUGGAUCAUCGGGUUUAACGGGUCAUUUCGCGCCAUACUGUGCAUGUGCAGGCCGUCAAAUCAAAGGCACUUCUUUGAUAUAAAGUUGUUCCAGCUGUGUGUGUGUGUGUGUCUGCAUAAGUGCGUGCAUGCAUGUGCAUAUGAUGCAGAUGGUGCAUGCCAAGGCUGUGAAGGCCAGGAUGAACCAGACUGAACCACACUCACUCACACACACACACACAAACACAUGGUUUGGAAUUUCCUCAUUCAGCUCAUUCUGCACAUUUUGGAGAAGAUAUGUUAAUAGCAUUGUUUUAGCGAUUUUUUUGUACUCAGGCUUUCCUAGUGGACAGGAAGAUGGAACACGUGAUUAAUGUCUGUGAAUUUAUGAGAGUGUUUGUUUGGAAUGUGUGGAAAAGAGAGGGGAACAAGUGUCACUGAGUUCCUGUUGUUUGGGUUGACCUUGACAUGGUGACAUAAUGUGGAUAGAAUGCAGCCUGUAUAUGGCAACAGCAAGGGACAUCUUGUAUACUUUACAGUAGUUUUGCUAUAAUUAGGCUAGUAUGAGCCCUAUUCUGAGUAUGCCCUAUCUCGCAUUAAACAUAGUGCCAAACCAAACAGUCCAGAGCUCUGCAACAACAGCCUUCCAGGUCCCUUCUGUCAGAGCCCAGAUGUCUAAGAGCUAAACCAGAACGGCCAACACAGUCAAAUUACUUCCUUUUUAUCUAUCCCCCAUAGCCCAACCAUGAGAAAAGGGGGAUAAAGAAACAGAUGCCUGAAGAGUAGUAUCUCUGUUACUGUGGAGUUAUUAAUGAAGGCCAGAACAAUAGAAAGUAGUGUGGAGUGCAGCCGGCAUUUGUGAUUGGUCCGUAAUCCAGAUAUGUAAAUUCAGUAUGCAAAUAUGUAAACUUUUGAACUGGGUAGAAUGUAUUGUGUGAAAAGAGCAAGACAAUGUUAGUAUUGCAGUAGUUGCAUUGUAGUACAAUGUUCAGGCCUCUCCUCUGUCAACAGAAUGACGUCAUAAUUCAUUUCUCCUCAGGACUCCUCAGGACCAUAUAUGGAUCUGUGCCAUUCACUUUAAACUGGACUGUUUUUACAGCAUGAGCAGUCGUGAGUAGAUGCGCUUGUUUUGAGAUCAAAAGCGAGAGCUACAUGUAGCGACGUGUGCACAUUUGUACAUUUGUUCAUAUCCUUUGCUAGUUAGUGAGUUAUUAGCCCAGUUAUAGAUAAUUUGUAGUCAGCAAUGGAGGAGUGAUUGCUUCCUACAAGAGCACAAAAAGCUUUUUUUUGUCUUAAAUGGGCAGUGUUGUAUUUUGAGAGUAGCCAAUAGGCAGAGGGUAGCAUAAUUUGUCUGAUUCUCUUUAAUAAUGGAAUGGGGAUAAUGAUGCAUUUUAUUUUGUCAAGUGGUUUCGUGCAUGAAACAACACAACAACAUUUUCAGUCACCUCCGUGUCUGAAGGACAAGUGGAUAAACAGGUUAAUGUCAAGCCCUGCAGGUUUAAAAAAAAAAUAUUAUGGAAUGUAGGCCUACAUUGAACACCACACAUUGUCUGCUACUGUAGUCUGAACAAUAUAACAGCUAUUUCCAUGCUAAAAUGUUAUGAGAUGCAUUUUCUCCAUUGUUUUUGAUGGUAGGCCACUCUGGUAGGCCUACAUUAUGAUCAAAUAGCCACAGUAGCCUACUUGACCACUGUUAAAACUAACUUAAAGCAGGUACAGCCUCAGUGUAAACAGUAAACGCGCGCCGGAAGUUGCACAUAAUUUUCACAACGUUCAAGUUUGCGCUCAGCAGAUGUGAAAUUUGCUCAGUGACGAAUUUUUUUUGUAUGCUUCAUGUUUGCCUAUUGUCCAGUAGGUGUACAUUAGCCACAUUUCAAGGCUAUAGAUUAAAGUCCUCACCAUUCCAAAGUGAAAGUCUGUAUUUAUCAAGGCUUGGCUGGAUGACAGAAGAGUGAUAUGUCUUUAUCUUUGUUUCAUGGUGUUGUUUUCAUGUUCAGAACAAAUGACCAAGAGAGAGGGGAAAGGGAUAGUGGUAUACAUCUAAAUGUCAUGAAUGUCAAAUACAUUCAACGGAAACCCAGUGGAGCCUCAAGUCUCUGCAGUUUAAUGGGAAAAUUGCAAUAUUUUUUUUAAGUUAACCUUUUACAGAAAAUGCAUUUGAGUUUCAUUUUGGUCUCUGCUAAAGUAGGGCAUCUUUAUUUUACAGAUUAUAUUAUAUUAGAGAAUUGAAUAGUCACAUGUACAGGGUUGCAGGAUGUAAUUACAUGGUACAGUGAAAUUCUUAAACUCUGAGCACCAACAAUGCUGGACAAAGUAAUGUCUUUAGUGUGGAGGGAAGGAGGAGAAGUGAUGUUUGCCAGAAACACUACCUCUACUAGCGCCCUUUAUCUGGAGAUUAAACUCAGAUGACAGACAUUCCAAGAGUUUAAUCCCACCAACAGAAAUAUACUCUUGAUGGGAAUUAUAAUGAUCAUCCCAAUUCCUGACUGGAGGUGUCUUCAGAAGUAACAGUCUUAUUCAUAUCCUGUGCUGUCACUCAGUAGGGAAUAUUUGGACACUUCACAACAAAGUUGCUUUGAUUACAUAUUGGUAGCUCUUAGCAUGAAUCUUGGCAAUGGGGCUUGAAAGGCCAACAGUUAGAGCAGCAAGUCGUCUAUUUUCCAUCAACCCAGACUUUGGAGAGUGAUAGCAGGACCCGCCCAGAUCAAAUUACUGUCGGGUUCCUCUAUUGUUCCCAGAGUCACCCAGAAUAAAUAUGUCAUCAGGGAAACUGAUAUGCUCAUUGUGUGGAAUGUCAUCCCUGCUAGAGCAAUCAGUUAUCUGAAACUCGACUCUCAGCACCCAAUGGGCAUCCCCCGUUUGUUAACUUGUGACAUCUGGAAUGCUGUCAUCAAUUAGGGAAUGUCUCAGAGAUUGAUAGUAGUCUAUAUGACUAUCAGGGGUGGGUGACAGUAAUGUGACUAUUGUGACUAGCCUGAUAUUUCUACCAAGGAGAUUACUCUUAAACACAAUGAGCCAUUGAGUUUGGUUUGUACCAAAAUCCCAGCAUGUAUCUCUAAAAGAAACAGCUGUUCCUACAAUAUUGUUGUACCUCUUCCUGUUGUCACACCUGCAGUUGCAUAGGUCAUCCUCCCUGCAAUGUCACAUCCCCACAGGUAGGAGAUCAAAGGUCCACACACACACAUACAGAUUGAUAGGAACACACAUACAGAUUUUGUAUUUGCACACACAGAUACACAUUGAGGGGAAAUAAGGUCACUGAACGUGACGCUGCUUGGGGAGAACUCAGUGGAUGUGGUGUUAAUAGCUUGAAAAAGUGCAGAGCCGUGAGAUGAGUUGCAGGGGAUGCUGAUGAUAUCUCCAAUUGUUGUUACUGCUUGGUGGAAACUUGGGGUCCCAGGGGAGGAUUUGACACAGAAUGGCGUUCUCAGUCUAUGGUAUCGCUUCACCCACCAGUGUCCCGCUCCCAUAAUCCAAUUACACUCCAACAGUCAAUGGUACCUCAGCUUCACUGAGCUAUAACAGCCUUUUCACGCUGGGUUUGAGCCCAGGGGUUCUGCUAUCCCCAAAUACUAUAGCACCAAACAAACAGUCCUGCGCUUCAAAAAGGGGAAACCUGCACGCCUCAGUGAUGCACCUGAAUCAAAAUGUCAGUCCAUCAGACCAUGACCUUCAUUAGUCAUCGAGAAGCUGUUCCCCUUCCAAGAACGACAGUAUGGUUCCUCACUUGUAUGGCUGAAAGCCCCAAUUUUCUCACUGGAUAUUGGUACCUUAGUUUAUUUCAUAUUACCUCCUUUCUCUUUCCAGCCCAAUAUUGGUCGCCUUGGCAUCCCCCACGGACCAUCAGGAGAGAAGGUGGCAGUCGUUGCUGUGGACGACUGCGACAUCGCCAUGGCAAUUGGUUUUGGUGGCCAGAUCGGAAACUACUCUUGUGCCGCCCAGGGCACGCAGACAGGACAGAAGAAGUGAGUGCAGAGUCUCACAGGGUUUAUCCAGCCUCCUGUCGGGCCAAUCUUAGCUUUUCACCCCUCAUGUGGAAAGUUGUGACAGCAAUCGCCAUUUGGUUUCCCAUGUUACAUCUCAGAAAGUUCUGAUGCAGUAGACAUAAAACCUACAUCAGUAUUAAUAUGUCCUAUUUACUUCUUUACCUUAUGAUUCUUUAUUCUUAUGCAAAUGCCCAUAUCUAAAUAUGUUUCUUAUUCAAAUGUAAAUCGCACCCUGCUAGGGACAAGUUUGUUGGGUAUUAGUAAAUCACAAGAUUUCACAAUAGAGGGCAUUUUGUUAUAUGCGAGCAGUGCAUUUUUCGUAACUUGUGAUAUGAGUUCCUGUUACGCCAGCACUGGUUCCACUAAACAGUGGAGGUUUUGAUGCAGGGGUAAAGUAGUUGUAAGAGGCUUGACCAGCCUUUUGGUUUGUGUGUUGGGUCACAAUGUCAUAACAAUGUUCUAGUGUGGUUGUAGUGUGAUUGGUGCACUGUAAUGUCAAUCAGAGAAUCGUACUCAUACCAAAAGGCCUUGACUCUCCAUCCAGAAUCAGACCCAGCUGAUGGUUGUUCUAUGUUGUCCAUCUCUAGGUCCCUGGACCUGACCGGGCCACUACUUCUGGGCGGUGUUCCCAACCUGCCGGAGGAUUUCCCCGUCCGGAACCGAGAUUUUGUGGGCUGCAUGAGAGACCUGACUAUAGACAGCAAGCCUGUGGACAUGGCCAGUUAUGUGGCCAACAACGGCACGGACGCAGGUCUGUUCUAAUCCUCACAUAGGUGGUAUUCAUUUGAUAGUUGUCUUCUGUAGCUCAGUUGGUAGAGCAUGGUGCUUGUAAUGCCAGGAUAUAGUGGGUUCGAUUCUCAGGACCACUCUGUAUGUAAAAUCUGUGCACUCAUGACUGUAAGUUGCUUUGUAUAAAAGCGUCUGCUAAAUGGCAUAUUUCAACGUAUUAGUUUGAUAUUUUUGUCUAACCCUAUUGAUGCCACUGAUUGUCAUAAGCCUGUAUUACAUGUCUGUAUUCAGGGUGCACAGCGAAGAAGGACUACUGCACUCAAAGUAUGUGUCUGAACGGAGGAGUCUGUGUGAACAAGUGGAGCACAUACUCCUGUGGCUGUCCCCUGGGCUACGGAGGGAAGAACUGUGAACAAGGUAAAGGAUUUUAGGAAAAGUGUAUUGUAUAUAUUUUGGGGGGUUUCCUGUACGGGUGUGUGUCAGUCUGUAUAUCGUGUGUGUGUGUGUGCAUGUGCCCUGUGUGUAUGUAGCUAUGUGUUUUAUUGUGUGUCUCAUAAUUAAUUCCAAAUUAGUUCAAAAAGCUUCAGUCACACUCCACAAGGCUAGCGGUGAGGAAACAGACAAGGUCAAUGUGGACAAGUUUCCUGAGAAUCUCCACAUUCCUACAUUCCACAUACACACUGACCCUAACCCUGGCCCUGUUGGAAUACUUUACUAAUGCAUCCUUCCGUCCCGGCCAGCUUGAGGUAAUCACAGAUCUCAACUGGCCUUAUUGAUGGAAGCAAUAGACUGAUGGUAACCUGCUUUUCACCUAUCCUCAAGGAAGGAAGGAAGGAAGGAAGGAAGGAAGGAAGGAAGGAAGGAAGGAAGGAAGGAAGGAAGGAAGGAAGGAAGGAAGGAAGGAAGGAAGGAAGGAUGGAAGGAAGGAAGGAAGGAAGGAAGGAAGGAAGGAAGGAAGGAAGGAAGGAAGGAAGGAAGGAAGGAAGGAAGGAAGGAAGGAAGGAAGGAAGGAUUUUUUAAGUAUUUACAUUUGGUCCAGGGCCACAUGCCCACUACUACAUUUGUGAUCUGAUUAUUACCCAGAAGCAUUAUGGUGCAGUCAGUUAUACAAAAAGGGUAUAAUAUUUAUGAAGGACAUUGUAAAAAAGAACGGUAAAAUGAUGUCACACAAGCAACUAACAACAGUGUAUGGAGGUAAUAAUAAUAAUAUGCCAUUUAGCAGACGCUUUUAUCCAAAGCGACUUACAGUCAUGCGUGCAUACAUUUUUGUGUAUGGGUGGUCCCGGGGAUCGAACCCACUACCUUGGUGUUACAAGCGCCGUGCUCUACCAGCUGAGCUACAGAGGACCACAGGUGGAUGCUGAAUACAAAAUUAUAACCAACUCAUCGAGGCACUGCCACAAAAUUGGAAGAGACAAUUACUUAAAGAAGAAAUUAAAGAAUGAGUCUGUCUGCCACCCAUUAAAAAUCAUAAAUGGCUUAAAAUGAUUACCAUAAAUAGAAAAAUGUAUCAGUUUCACUUAAAGUCAAAAGGUUUGACAGCAAUACCGUAUAAAAUUCAACUCAGUUGGGAACAGGAUUUUUAUGUUCCAAUACCUUGGGAUCAGGUCUAUGAACCUUCGAGCGGUACCGGUGCAUCAAGUCUGACACCAACAGGCUCCUGAACAGCUUCAAUCCCCAAGCCAUAAGACUGCUAAAUAGCUAACUAAAUAGCUAACAAAAUGGCUACGCUGACUAUCUGAGUUGACCCUUGUAUUUAAUUACAUUUGUAUUUUUGCACUGUCUCUAUGCACACUCACAGGGCCCUACACACUACGAACACUGAUACUCCAACACACACACACUCACAGGGCCCUACACACUACGUGCACUGAUACUCCAACACACACACAAACACUCACUCCAUCAUUUGCUCACACACACAUAAUAUGCACAUACAUUUAUACUGACUCUACACACACCCACUCACAUACAAUCAUCAUAUACGCUGCUGCUACUCUGUUUAUCAUAUAUCCUGAUGUUUAGUCACCUUACCCCUAUGCAUAUCUACCUCUAUCACUCCAGUAUCCCUGCACAGUGUAAAUAUGGUACUGGAACUGACCCUGUAUAUUGUAUGCUUACUUACUUUCUCAUAUUCUUCUUCUUUUUAUUUCUCAUGUGUUUUUGUUCUACCUUUUUAUUUUUAGUAUUACAUUGUUAUUGAUUACUGCAUUGUUGGAUUUAGAGCUUGUAAGAAAGGCAUUUCACUGUACUUGUGCAAGUGACAUUAAAACGUACAACUUGAAACAUAUAAAACAACAAUUGAAACAUCAAUCCGUUCGUUUCAAUUUAAGCUAUAAAAUACUUAAGAAAAAGAAUGCUCAAUAUAUGGGGUAUUGAACAGUCAGCCUUGUGCAGACUCUGCCACAAGGAAACAGAAUCAAUAGAACAGUCAGCCUUGUGCAGACUCUGCCACAAGGAAACAGAAUCAAUAGAACAGUCAGCCUUGUGCAGACUCUGCCACGAGGAAACAGAAUCAAUAGAACAGUCAGCCUUGUGCAUGCUCUGCCACGAGGAAACAGAAUCAAUAGAACAGUCAGCCUUGUGCAGACUGUGCCACGAGGAAACAGAAUCAAUAGAACAGUCAGCCCUGUGCAGACUCUGCCACAAAGAAAUCAAUAGAACAUAUUUUCUGGUACUGUCCAUCGGUGGCUCGUUUUUGGAGUCAGGUCCAGGAAUGGUUGUUAGGUAUUAAUAUCAGGGUUCAGAUGGACCUGCAAACUGUAUUGUUAGAGGAUCUGAAAAACCAAGAUCAGUCAAUGGGAAAUAUCAUUAUACUCUUGGGUAAAGUGUUUCUUUUUAGGACAAUAUCAGUAUAAAUGUUACAAAUAUGGAGGUUCAGGACCCUUCAGUAGUUCAGUAAGACAUCACAGUCAAAUGGAGGGAUGGACUGCUAAAGAAAAUAACAAAAUGGCAUUAUACUGAGAAAGAUGGGUUAACCUGUGGACAUCGGAGGGUUGGAGUUAGAUCAGAAAGCAUGGUGGAUUGGCCGCUGUGGGUGAAAAUCCAGCACUUGAAGAAAGAGGAAAUUAGAAAUAUAUGUAUAAUUAUUUAAAGUGGAAAUCAGCAGUUGCUACAUCCAUUUUUGGAUUUAUAAGUUCAUUAUAUACAGUGGGGGGGAAAAGUAUUUAGUCAGCCACCAAUUGUGCAAGUUCUCCCACUUAAAAAGAUGAGAGAGGCCUGUAAUUUUCAUCAUAGGUACACGUCAGCUAUGACAGACAAAUUGAGAUUUUUUUUCUCCAGAAAAUCACAUUGUAGGAUUUUUGAUGAAUUUAUUUGCAAAUUAUGGUGGAAAAUAAGUAUUUGGUCACCUACAAACAAGCAAGAUUUCUGGCUCUCACAGACCUGUAACUUCUUCUUUAAGAGGCUCCUCUGUCCUCCACUCGUUACCUGUAUUAAUGGCACCUGUUUGAACUUGUUAUCAGUAUAAAAGACACCUGUCCACAACCUCAAACAGUCACACUCCAAACUCCACUAUGGCCAAGACCAAAGAGCUGUCAAAGGACACCAGAAACAAAAUUGUAGACCUGCACCAAGCUGGGAAGACUGAAUCUGCAAUAGGUAAGCAGCUUGGUUUGAAGAAAUCAACUGUGGGAGCAAUUAUUAGGAAAUGGAAGACAUACAAGACCACUGAUAAUCUCCCUCGAUCUGGGGCUCCACGCAAGAUCUCACCCCGUGGGGUCAAAAUGAUCACAAGAACGGUGAGCAAAAAUCCCAGAACCACACGGGGGGACCUAGUGAAUGACCUGCAGAGAGCUGGGACCAAAGUAACAAAGCCUACCAUCAGUAACACACUACGCCGCCAGGGACUCAAAUCCUGCAGUGCCAGACGUGUCCCCCUGCUUAAGCCAGUACAUGUCCAGGCCCGUCUGAAGUUUGCUAGAGUGCAUUUGGAUGUUCCAGAAGAGGAUUGGGAGAAUGUCAUAUGGUCAGAUGAAACCAAAAUAUAACUUUUUGGUAAAAACUCAACUCGUCGUGUUUGGAGGACAAAGAAUGCUUAGUUGCAUCCAAAGAACACCAUACCUACUGUGAAGCAUGGGGGUGGAAACAUCAUGCUUUGGGGCUGUUUUUCUGCAAAGGGACCAGGACGACUGAUCCGUGUAAAGGAAAGAAUGAAUGGGGCCAUGUAUCGUGAGAUUUUGAAUAAUAAUGAAAACCUCUUUCCAUCAGCAAGGGCAUUGAAGAUGAAACGUGGCUGGGUCUUUCAGCAUGACAAUGAUCCCAAACACACCGCCCGGGCAACGAAGGAGUGGCUUCGUAAGAAACAUUUCAAGGUCCUGGAGUGGCCUAGCCAGUCUCCAGAUCUCAAACCCAUUGAGUUGAAAGUCUGUGUUGCCCAGCGACAGCCCCAAAACAUCACUGCUCUAGAGGAGAUCUGCAUGGAGGAAUGGGCCAAAAUACCAGCAACAGUGUGUGACAACCUUGUGAAGAUUUACAGAAAACGUUUGACCUGUGUCAUUGCCAACAAAGGAUAUAUAACAAAGUAUUGAGAAACUUUUGUUAUUGACCAAAUACUUAUUUUCCACCAUAAUUUGCAAAUACAUUCAUUAAAAAUCCUACAAUGUGAUUUUCUGGAUUUUUCUUCCUCAUUUUGUCUGUCAUAGUUGACGUGUACCUAUGAUGAAAAUUACAGGCCUCUCUCAUCUUUUUAAGUGGGAGAACUUGCACAAUUGGUGGCUGACUAAAUACUUUUUUCCCCCACUGUAUACCCAUUGAUUCUUGAAGAAUAUAACUUAUGAAUGCCUCAUGAGCUUAGUUCAACUGUCGUACCCCAUCAGAACCCAAAAUAUAAGCUUGUUUUACUCCAAAGUUUAUAAACAUAGAAAAUGUAAACAAACACUAUAUAGCCUCAAACUCGGUUACAACAAUAAUUUGUAUAUCAUUGAUGGUCAAUCCUUGCAUCCAUAGCUCUUUCUAUGAAUUUGUGAGUGAUUACAUUUCUCCAGCCCCAUCCCUCAGCUUUUUACCAAACCAGGGGUGGGAGAUCACUUUAUUUUUUUCUAUUGCUGAUUGCCACUUUAACUACAGGCACUGUAGAUCUGAGCGAAAUAGCUGGAAGUAGCAGUAGAAGUAUUGUAGUCCGUUAGUUUACUUCAUUAGGGUAGGGAUGGUAGGGUAGGGGGGAUUAUAAAUUAUGCAGACAAUGAUAGAUAGAACCUACAAUCUAUCUGUAAUAUUAUAACUGAUCUACCCCCCCUAAUUGGCUUUAUGUUUUCAGAAAGUUUCACCCAAUUCAUAGAAGUACCUUGAAAGGGUGAUAGGGCACAGUGAGUGUAAACGCUGUUGCAACCAAUGACCUGGCGGGAUGUCUCCAAAUGUCUCAGGCUGUGAAAUACAGCUAAUUACCGGGCAAUAUCUGGGCGUGUCCACGUGUGUGUGUUUCUCAAUCUCAUUAAAAUCUAUGUUCUUACAAGAAUGUGAUACUGAAGAUGAAUGUAUGUACAUUAUGUAUAAGGAACAGUUGCAUGAUUGUGAAUCACAAUAACAGGGUCAUUCCACCAAUUCUGUGCCUUUUGAACUUGGUCAAACAAAACUUUGGAUUUCAUCACAUUUUUACAUUCUGUCAUAAAGAGCACAUGUUCAACCAUAAAAAACAAGUUUUCCCAUCUCAAGAAAAAAUGACUAUAGUAUGUGCCUAUUAAGUGCCAAAUAAAGUAAGGGGUUGACCUUGACAGGGUUGACGAUUUAUUGUUAAAUCAGCCAUAAAUGCCCUUCUGACAGGGGGCAUGGAAACUUGUUGUGUGCAAAAGGGAGAGGCAAUUGAACGCAAGCUUCACAAAAACAAGGAAAUUGUUAAAACAUUUCUAGCCUGUCUAUCUAUGAGUGACAGGGUUGACGUGUAUCGCUCAACCGGCUCACUUUUCCUCCACAAAACACCAGAAAAUGGCCAAGAAGAGUAGAAACAGCUCACCUGCUUUUACUCUAUGAUUUAACUAUUAUAUGUUCAAUGUUUAUUUAGAUUUUUGUAUUUAUGUUUUGGAAUAGUUUCACCAUAUUGAAACGAGUUCCAUUCACGUAAAAGGAUUGACCUUAAAAUGAGGGACAGAUGUAAAUAAAUCACUAAUCACAUAAAAUAAACUAUAAUCUUCAGUAAUGACUUUGUCAAAGCAGCAAAAUAACUAGGGCUUUACAAAGAUGGUGAAAUUUAGAGACAUUUAGGGAUUAAGUGGUUUAAUAAAAUAUUCCUAGAAGUGACACAGGAUUGACGGAGGGACAUGUCAAAUGCUGAAUAUUGGCACUUUAGCAAGCCUUUAUUCAUAUAAAAACACAGAUUUAUUGAAUUGUCCAUGUGGUCUAUAUUAAAGGGCACUUCAUUUAAUAUAACAGUCUUUUAAAAUGCAACAUUGGUGCACAAUUUCUAUCAAAGGCACUCAUUUCGUGGAACGACCCAUUAAUCACCAUUUCAUGUGGAUGUUUAAGCUGUGAUUGUCCAGGAAGCAAUGAACAAGUACAGACUCUAUCCACAACUUUUACUGCUGAGCUCAUCCUCUGCAAGACCAUACACACAGAAGAGCUACCUGUAUGGCAAUGAUGUAAUGAUAGCCCCUGGAUGUGUUGCCAUGGCUUUGUAGUCAGGAUUUAGUCAGGCUAUUUGGAACAAGGCCUAGAACGGACCUAGUCAAUCGAGCCUCUCGUGUGGAAUUACCAAAGUCAUUUUGUGAUUAAGUAACAUUUGACUUGUAUUCAUUUGACUCUAGUUGGUUCUCCAACUAAAGUGACCCUAUCUGUUUCCCUUCCUCCAGUCAUGCCCUCCCCGCAGCACUUCGACGGCCAUGCCCUGGUGUGGUGGCGCGAGCCGGAGGUCACCAUCAGUGUGCCCUGGUACAUGGGCUUGAUGUUCAGAACCAGGCAGAGCUCUGGCACCCUGCUGCAGGCCAACGCUGGGGACUUCUCCAAGAUACACCUCCUGGUGAGUAGAGCGGGGCAGCCCACAGCCUACACAACACACAGGGCCUUCCUCCAUGUUAUUAAGGCCGGGUAAAGGCUAAGCUAAUGCUAUGAUAAGGUUAACGUAAUGCUAUGAUAAGGCUAAGCUAAUGCUAUGAUAAGGUUAACGUAAUGCUAUGAUAAGGCUAAGCUAAUGCUAUGAUAAGGUUAAGCUAAUGCUAUGAUAAGGCUAAGCUAAUGCUACGAUAAGGUUAAGCUAAUGCUAUGAUAAGGCUACGCUAAUGCUAUGAUAAGGUUAAGCUAAUGCUAUGAUAAGGUUAAGCUAAUAUGCUGGCGUUAAAUGACUCAACCUCAUGUUCUCUCUUUCUUGUCCCCCCCCCCCCUUCUCUCAUGUCACCCUCCUCUCUCUCCCUCUUUCUCUGCCUUCCAUCUGCUUUCUCUCUCACCAUCUCCCUCUCUCCCUGACUCCAGAUCAGCGGCAGACAUGUGCGUUUCCAGGUGUUCCUGGGGGUGAAGCGGGUUGCCCUGCUGGACUUCUCUCAGGUCAGGGUGAACGACGGGGAGUGGCACCACGUCCUGGUGGAGCUGAAGAGUAUCAAAGACGGGAAGGACAUCAAAUACAUGGCCCUGGUAUCACUGGACUACGGCAUGUUCCAGGUACUCACUGACUCACUGACUGGCAGCACUGUAUUUGUGUGUUCUGUACUAGUGUUUGUGAAUGUAAUGUAUGAUAUGUAUGCACAAUACACAUGGUCUUUGCAAGUGUUCUAUGGGUGGGUGCAUUCCACAGAGGUCAGUGGAGAUAGGCAAUGAGCUGCCAGGACUGAGGCUGAGGAGUCUGUUUGUGGGGGGGCUGAGGAAGGAGGAUGGGACAGUCCAGAGCGGACUCAAGGGCUGCAUGCAGGUGAGCCUCACACACACCAUUUAUCUGUACCGUACUCAUUAGUCAACGCCAACACAACACUGAUGGUCCUCUACUCUCCUGUGUUGCCAGGGCGUGCGGAUGGGCGAGACGUCCACCAACCUGGCCAACGUCAACAUGCUUCAGGGUCAGAAGGUCCGAGUGGAGGAUGGUUGUGAGGUGGCUAACCCCUGCACCGCUAACGUCUGCCCUGAGCACAGCCGCUGCACCGACAACUGGAGCUCACAUACCUGUAUGUGCCACCCCGGUAAGCCCCCCGAACAGGACCCACUACCAUAAAAAAAUACCUUUAGUAGGUUGUCCAUCCACUCCGCCCAGAGUGGGUCAAAAAACACACUUUGGUGUUGACAUUUCACUUCCUUAUGUUAGAAAAUACAUUUUAUCAAGACAAAUAUGAUUCAUCAUGUUCUGAAUCGUUCAGUGGGGUCUUUCUCCAUCAUUUCAUUAACAUUAUAUCCAAGUAGUCGGAUUUCGUAACCUAAUACGUCUAAUAAUAAGCACCGAGCUCUGUUGACAUAGCGGUACAGGUUUCUCAUAAUAACAUUUAGAGGAUUAAUAUGAACAGUGUAUACUCAAAUAUGAAAAUACUACAUGUCAUGUCUCAAAAUCGAUAUCCAUCUUACCUCUAUAUUGUUUUAUGUCCUGCGGGAUCCAAGAAGCAAGAUGACGAGUUCAACUGUUUUUUUCUCUAGCCUCCAUUGAUUUAGUGACCCUAAUUCUGGCCAUCCUACAAUGGUAAAAACUCCAAUAACUUUUGAACGGAUUAUGAUAGAGACUUGGGGUUUGGACCAUUGGUUUUCUUAGAGGAUUAUUCACUCAUUGGUCAAACUGUGUGUUUAUAUAAUUUAUUCCCAGGGUACUUUGGGAGGGACUGUGUGGACGCGUGUCUCCUGAAUCCCUGUCAGCGUGUGUCCACCUGUGUCCGCCAGCCCAGUUCCCCCCAUGGCUACAGCUGCCAGUGUGACCACAACUCCUACGGACAGUACUGCCAGAACAAGUGAGUACCGACACUGAUCUAAGGACAGUUUCUUUUUGGGGGGUUUUGGGCUUUUUAGUGUCCGUUUUUUAACUCACCUGGAGAUCAUUAAACCCCCACCUGCUAUGAGUCAGCGCCAGUUCUGAUAUUUCUGGAAACAAUUCACUUUGUUUCAGAGCUUACCCCAGUAACCCCACUUAACCCCUACCGUACCACUCAGCACAUUCCAUCAACCUGUGUAGUAAUUUGGUUUUGUAAACUGUUGCCCCUUGGCUUUGGUAUUCGUUGGUGUUAAAUAGAUCUAUAGUAGUUUUGGCAUUGGCUUAGCAUAUUUCAACUCCCUUAUGAUUUGCUCAUGGUUUUCAUUGGUGUAUCCUUGCUUGCUAUGAUAAACGGGGUUCUAAGUGGAAUAACACUUGGUUCUGUUGUUCUCCAGAGCCAACCUACCCUGUGCUCGUGGCUGGUGGGGGAACCCUGUCUGUGGCCCAUGUAACUGUGAUGUCAGCAAAGGGUUCUACCGAGACUGCAACAAGACCACUGGGGACUGCCGCUGUAAGGUACGGAAAAGUAUUAACCACACGUAGUCUCUUCUGGGCAUGUGUUCUAGCUGUCCCCAUUCCUUCCUGUGUUGCAUGCUCAGCUCAUGCUCUCUCCUGCCUUCAGGAUAACUACUACCGGCCAGAGGGAGGGGACACUUGCUACUCCUGUGAGUGUUUCCAGCUUGGCGCCAUGUCACGCUCCUGCCACCCUCACACGGGCCAGUGUCAGUGCAGGACAGGCGUGAUCGGGCGCCAGUGUAACCGCUGUGACAACCCCUUUGCCGAGGUCACCUCCAGCGGGUGCAUGGGUAAGCAUCUUACUAACUCUUACUAAAGCAUCUUACUAACUCAUUCGCUCCCUGACCUAAACCCUAACUCAUUUGCUCCCUGACCCUGACCUAAACCCUAACUCAUUCGCUCCCUGACCUUGACCCUGACCCUAAUCCUAACUAAUUCGCUCCCUGACCCUGACCCUGACCCUGACCCUAACUCUUACUAACUAAUUCGCUCCCUGACCCUGACCCUGACCCUAACUCAUUCGCUCCCUGACCCUGACCCUGACCCUGACCCUAACCCUUACUAACUAAUUCGCUCCCUGACCUUGACCCUGACCCUAACUCCUUCGCUCCCUGAUCAAAGACUGCUUGUUCUUGGUUGUUCUAAUCUCUUCACUAGUUGUAUAUGAGGGCUGUCCCAAGGCCUUUGAUGCAGGGAUCUGGUGGCCAAAGACCCAGUUUGGACAACCCGCUGCCAUGAAGUGUCCCAAACGAUCCACAGGUAAGCACAGCAACCCUUUUCAGAAUGUGAAAAUGUAUUGGAAAUGCAUACAUUUUAUUGAAAUUUUACCAGACUAUACUGUUCAUACUGUUGUUAUCCUGUUGAUUUCCUCAACAUGUCAGCUAAAAGGCAAUAGAGGUCAACAGAGAAUCGUCACAAUCAGUCCUCCUCUUCCUUACCCUUCUCUCCCCGUCUUUCUCCUCCCCACUAGGCACUGCCAUCCGCCACUGCAGCGAUGAGAACGGCUGGCUGCCUCCCGAUCUCUUCAACUGCACCUCUCUCACCUUCUCUCAGCUGAAAAAAGAGGUAUGUCUUGAUUUAACCUUUAUUCAAAUGCAGGAAGUCCCAUUGAGAUUAAAACCCUCCUUUAUCAUUGAGACACCUGUCUGACCUCUGACCUCUCCCUGACCUCUGGCCUUCAGGACGAGGAGCUGCAACUCAACAGCUCCAGGAUGGACGGUGAGAGGUCAAAGGGCAUGGCCAGCAUGCUGCGUAGCGCCACCAACCGCACGGCGGACCUCCAGGGCAACGACGUGAAGACGGCCUACAGCCUCCUGACCCGCCUGCUGCAGUACGAGAGCCAACAGCUGGGCUUCGACAUGGCCACCACGAGAGACAUUCACUUCCAUGAGGUGGGCCACUAGAAACAUGCUUCAACUAGUGUUUACAUUUACAUUUACCUCAUUUAGCAGACACUCUUAUCCAGAGCCACUUACAAAUUGGUGCAUUCAACUUAUGAUAGCCAGUGGGACAACCACUUUAUUUUAUUUUUUUAUGGGGGGUGGGGGAAGAAGGAUUACUUUAUACUAUUCCAGGUAUUCCUUAAAGAGGUAGGGAUUCAAGUGUCUCCGGAAGGUGGUCAGUGACUCCGCUGUCCUGGCGUCGUGGGGGAGCUUGUUCCACCAUUGGGGUGCCAGAGCAGCGAAUAGCUUUGACUGGGCUGAGCGGGAACUGUGCUUCCGUAGAGGUAGGGGAGCUAGCAGGCCAGAGGUGGAUGAACGUAGUGCCCUCGUUUGGGUGUCGGGUCUGAUCAGAGCCUGAAGGUAAGGAGGUGCCGUUCCCCUCACAGCUCCGUAGGCAAGCACCAUGGUCUUGUAGUAGAUGCGAGCCUCAACUGGAAGCCAGUGGAGUGUGCGGAGGAGCGGGGUGACAUGAGAGAACUUGGGAAGGUUGAACACCAGACGGGCUGCAGCGUUCUGGAUAAGUUGUAGGGGUUUAAUGGCACAGGCAGGGAGCCCAGCCAACAGCGAGUUGCAGUAAUCCAGAUGGGAGAUGACAAGUGCCUGGAUUAGGACCUGUGCCGCUUUCUGUGUAAGGUAGGGUCGUACUCUGCGAAUGUUGUAGAGCAUGAACCUGCAGGAUCGGGUCACCGCUUUGAUGUUAGCGGAGAACGACAGGGUGUUGUCCAGGGUCACGCCAAGGUUCUUUGCACUCUGGGAGGAGGACACAAUGGAGUUGUCAACUGUGAUGGCGAGAUCAUGGAGCGGGAAGUCCUUCCCCGGGAGGAAGAGCAGCUCCGUUUUGCCGAGGUUCAGCUUGAGGUGGUGAUCCGACAUCCAUACUGAUAUGUCUGCCAGACAUGCAGAGAUGCGAUUCGCCACCUGGUUAUCAGAAGGGGGAAAGGAAAACAUUAAUUGUGUGUCGUCUGCGUAGUAAUGAUAGGAGAGACCAUGUGAGGAUAUGACAGGACAGAGCCAAGUUACUUGGUGUAUAGAGAGAAUAGGAGAGGGCCUAGAACUGAGCACUGGGGGACACCAGUGGUGAGAGCACGUGGUGCGGAGACAGAUUCUCGCCACGCCACCUGGUAGGAGCGACCUGUCAGGUAGGACGCAAUUCAAGAGUGAGCAGCGCCUGAGAUGCCCAACUCGGAGAGGGUGGAGAGGAGGAUCUGAUGGUUCACAGUAUCAAAGGCAGCGGAUAGGUCUAGAAGGAUAAGAGCAGAGGAGAGAGAGUUAGCUUUAGCAGUGCCAUGUAGUGCUCUUCCUCAGCUCUCAAAUAAUGUGUUGAGGUUGAAAUGAUAAGAUAGACAGGAUAGUUAUGGAGUUAGCAGGUUCAUUGGCCUUAGCAACACUACUAAUUACAAUGAUGUCAGGAACUCAUACACUCUUAGAACCUAAAAGGGUUCUUUAGUUGUCCCCAUAGGAGAACCCUUUUGAAGAACCCUUUUUGGUUACAGGUAGAACCCUUUUUGGUUUCAGGUAGAACUCUUUUGGGUUCCAUAUAGAACCCUCUAUGGAAAGGGUUCUAUGUGGAACUCAAAAAGGUUCUACCUGGAACCAAAAGGGUUCUACCUGGAACCAAAAAGAGUUAUUCACAAGGGUUCUCCUAUGGGGACAGCUGAAGAACCCUUUCAGGUUCAGGACCUUUUUUUCUAAAAGUGUAGAAAUAUACCCUCAAAUAUUCUCAAGUUCUCUAUCAUAUGUUUACCCUAAAUGUUCUCUCACAGUUUUCGGAGACUCGCUCAAAGUUGAAUGAAUGACCCACAUUGUUAAGCUCAACUGCUUAAGGAUCCUACUAACUUUAAGUCGCUAAUAGUUUCCACAAAUCCUGCUUAUAGCUGGUACUGGUUUGCUAAGAGCCUGUUGUCCCAGUUGGAGAUUUCUCCCCCUAUAGAGAAUGUGAUCCAGAGCCUAUUAUGUGUAAGUAAUACAGCGGAAUGAUUAGCAUGUUCUCUAUGAGCUUUAUUAACAUGCUCAAUGAGCUUUAUGACCAGACUGGGCGCUGAUGGCUAACAGUGUGCAUUCUUGGCACCAGCCCCAGCUCUUUGGGAUGUGUUAGAUGCCAGAAGGUGCAGCUGGAAGGGUUUAGGGUGUCAAGUACCAAUCAGAAUGGGUGAUUGAGCCAAUGAAAGUAGCAGUUCCCCCAGGGGUGGUUGGGCGUGGGGCCAGAUUGCACAGGUGCUGUUAUGAGAUGAUGUCUGUACAGUGACCCCCCCCCCUUCCUUUAUAGGGCAGCUCUCCUUUCCUUCUCUUGUUUUCUUUGUUUCUCUCUGUUCUGUUGACAUUGUUUUCACAUGCUUCAUUUGGGAUAUAUGAUACCAAUUAUGCAUUCUGUUUGUCUCGGGUGUAUACUGGCCACACAGGUCAAUGCAGAGUACUACAUAGUAAAGAUGUGAUGUAGGUGUAUGACAUGCCCUGUUAAUAUUCUAGAACAUGGUCCGAGCGGGCAGUGCCAUCCUGGACCCUGCUAACAGAGGACACUGGGAGCAGAUCCAGCGUUCCGAAGGUGGUACAGCCCUACUACUGCACAGCUUUGAGGAUUACGCACAAGCCCUGGCCCAAAACAUGAGGAAGACCUACCUGAAACCCUUUACUGUUGUCACGGAAAACAUGAGUGAGUCCAUCUGCAGUGCAAUGACACAAUUAUUUUGUUGCAGUAACAUAAUUUGCAUGACUAAUUAACGCACAGUAAGGUUGCAUUGUGCAUUUAAAACAACCUACCACCAAUACCUCUCGUGUGAGACAAGCAUAAUUAUCACACAUUCUCUCUCUCUGUGCUCACAGUUGUUUCUGUGGAUUACUUGGACCCGUCCAGGCCAGAACGAACAAACAUCCCGCAUUUCCAAGAGAUCCAGGAGGCCUAUUCCAAAGAGAUGGAAUCUUCUGUCCGCUUCCCAGAAUUCCCAACACAGCACGAGCAGCCAGAGGAGGUUAAAGGUGGGAUUAAAGUAGUAGAACAGCAUAGACAUUUUGUGGUUCAUUACGUCGCUUUCACAACGUAAAUAGUCAGUUAAUUAAAGAGGCAAUCUGCGAUUGCGACAUCCAUUUUUGGACUUUUAAAUUAAUUAUAUAUACUCAUUCAUUCUUGAAGAUUCUAACUUAACCUUCCCGUUGUCCUAGGGUCAAAAUGACCCGCCACUGUGUUGAACCAACUUUAUUAAAUUUUUAUAUUUUUGGGAUCAUUUGUGAAAAGGAGGCAGUGAGACUUUAAAGAAAGUAUCACUGUCUCCUUCUCACAAAUGAUCCAAAAAAUAUAAAAAUUAAAUAAAGUUGGUUCAACACAGUGGCGGGUCAUUUUGACCCUAGGACAACGGGAGGGUUAAAGACUCUCCAUUCUCAUCUUUCAACUGUUCACUAAAACGUUGUUAUUGUUUCAACUACAGAUUGCCCCUUUAAGUCUGAGCUGUACUGUAUAAACAGUUUGUCAAGUUUUUCAACCAGUCUGGUAGAGUUUUUUAUGUGAGAUUCAUUCAUUCAUUAAUUGUCAUAGUAUCGGUUUCAAUCGUUACAGCAGUCUCGAUAGCAACAGCCACAGAUGCAACAGCCACAAACGCGCCCCCUGUCCAGGCUGAAUCCACUGAAUCCAGCACCGUUGGUCACCAGGCGUCUGCCAAGAAAAAGCGUCGUCACGCUGAGGUCCCAGGCCCUCUCCCUGUUGCCGUGGUGAUCAUCUAUAGGACCCUGGGACAGCUACUGCCUGAGAACUACGACAUUGAUCGCAGGAACCUGAGGUAUUGUUUACCACUGGGAAAGCUGGGUUUGGUUUUUGCCUAGUUUUCCUUGUGAUAGAUGUUUUUAUGCUACCUCACUAUAGGCCAGGGAUGUGGCUAUAGGCCAGGCCAGUGCAACUUUGAAAGGGUGGGGGCCACAAAAGAUCUGAACACAUCAUGAAGGGCCACAGUGUACCCACAUCCAUACCCCAAAAAAUUUCACCUUCCGAAUAAAACAUUUUAGCGGCCCCCCUCUUGAGAGCGGAGAGAAAAAACAUAUUGUUUAAUUUUCUGCAAUUCUUAAAAUGUUGCCAUGGGGUGGAGAGAAGAUUUAGCAACCUUUUUAAAACAAAUUUCAUGCAUUUCUACAAAUUUUGCUAUGGGGCAGAGAGGAACUUUGCAGUUUUUAAUAUGAUAUCCGAGUGAGAGUGACUAACAAAGUCAAUGGGGCCCUCCGGUCGGUAAUUGGACCAUGAUUACUACAAAUGUAGAUAGCUGGCUAGACUAAUGUAUCAAUCAAAAAAACAAUCACCUGACAUGGGCUAAUUGAGUGACUGUCAUUGACUAACAUAGCAAGAGAAAAACUGCUGAUACACAACCACAUUUGUUUUUUUUGUGGGGGGGGGGGGGAUUUAUCCGCGGGCCUAGAAAAGGGGGGCCACCAUCUGCCCUGCUAUAGGCCCUUGUGGAAAGUCACUCUCGAUAUGAACAUCUCUUGGAUGACUAAAGUCAAUGUAAACAUAAAUGUGUGUGUGUAUGUGUGUGUGUGUGUGUGUGUUUAGACUCCCCAAAAGGCCCAUCAUCAACACACCUAUUGUGAGCACGGUGGUCUACAGUGAGGGGGUGCCCUUGACCCCUCUUCUGGCACAGCCUAUCACACUGGAAUACACACUGCUGGAGACAGAGGAGAGGACCAAACCUGUCUGUGUCUACUGGAAUCACUCCAUCCUGUAAGGAUGAGCAUACCUAUCAAUUCUCUUACUCACAUCGUAGAUUUAGAUGGAGUUUAACUCUAUUAUAUUCAAGAACACAAAUCAUUUACAACAAUAUCUAUUUUGGGUCCAGGGUUCAAGGAACGGGAGGCUGGUCUGCCAGGGGGUGUGAGCUGGUGUUCAGAAACAGCACCCACAUCAGCUGUCAGUGCAGUCACAUGUCCAGCUCUGCUGUGCUCAUGGACAUCUCCAAGAGAGAGGUACCACCCCGAUCCCCCUACCAAACACUCAGUCAUGGUGACUCAGCUUGUGUUAACUUCUAUUAUUUGAUCUUACCCCUGGCCUUGUGUACCUCCUCAGCAUGGAGAGGUCCUGCCCCUGAAGAUCAUCACCUACACCACGGUUUCGGCCUCGCUGGUGGCCCUCCUCAUCACCUUCCUCCUGCUGGCCAUCCUCCGGAAGCUCCGCUCUAACCUCCACAGCAUCCACAAGAACCUGGUGGUGUCAAUCUUCCUCUCCCAGCUUGUCUUCCUCUUUGGAAUCAACCAGACUGAGAAUGCGGUGAGGCCCUAGCACACAACCCUGAGGCACAUCCGAAAAACACUUUAUUUUGUCUUAUUGCGUUAUUAUAGACUGUCUACUUGUCGAUAUACACUACAUGACCAAAAGUAUGCUCGUCAAACAUCUCAUUCCAAAAUCAUGGGCAUUAAUAUGGAGUUGGUCCCCCCUUUGCUGCUAUAACAGCCUCCACUCUUUUGGGAAGGCUUUCCACUAGAUGUUGGAACAUUGCUGCGGCCACAAGAGCAUUAGUGCGGUUGGGCACUGAUGUUGGGCGAUUAGGCCUGGCUCGCAGUCAGCGUUCCAAUUCAUCCCAAAGGUGUUCGAUGGGGUUGAGGUCAGGGCUCUGUGCAGGCCAGUCAAGUUCUUCCACACCGAUCUCGACAAACCAUUUCUGUAUGGACCUCGCUUUGUGCAUGGGUGCAUUGUCAUGCUGAAACAGGAAAGGGCCUUCCCCAAACUGUUGCCACAAAGUUGUAAGCACAGAAUUGUCUACAAUGUCAUUGUAUGCUGUAGCUGGAACUAAGAGGCCUAGCCCGAACCAUGAAAAACAGCUCCAGACCAUUAUUCCUCCUCCACCAAACUUUACAGUUGGUAAUAUGCAUUCGGGCAGGUAGCGUUCUCCUGGCAUCUGACAAACCCAGAUUCGUCCGUCGGACUGCCAGAUGGUGAAGUGUGAUUAGUCACUCCAGAGAACGUGUUUCCACUGCUCCAGAGUCCAAUGGCAGCUAGCUUUACACCACUCCAGCCGACGAUUGGCAUUGUGCAUGGUGAUCUUAGGCUUGUGUGCGGCUGCUCGGCCAUGGCAACCCAUUUCAUGAAGCUCCCGACAAACAGUUGUGCUGGUGUUGCUUCCAGAAGCAGUUUGAAACUCGGUAGUGAGUGUUGCAACCGAGUACAGAUGUUUUUUUAAGCGUUACAUGCUUCAGCACUCGGCGGUCCCAUUCUGUGAGCUUGUGUGGCCUACCACUUCGCGGCUGAGCCGUUGUUGCUCCUAAACGUUUCCACUUCACAAUAACAGCACUUACAGUUGACCGGGGCAGCUCUAACAGGGCCGAAAUUUGACGAACUGACUUGUUAGAAAGGUGGCAUCCUAUGACGGUGCCAUGUUGAAAGUCACUGAGCUCUUCAGUAAGGCCAUUCUACUGCCAAUACACCUGUCAGCAACGGAUGUGGCUGAAAUAGCCAAGUCCACUAUUUUGAAGGGGUGUACACAUACUUUUGUAUAUAUAGUGUACCUGCAGGCUACUCUCAUUAACCAAAAUAGCCAAUUAAAUUGAUUUGAAAACCGAAAAACAGUAGCUAUUCUGUUAAGGAAAACAUAAGUGUAUGUAAAUAAUUAGCCUACAUGUCAAAGUGUGUAGGUGAUAGCUUAUGCGAAUUGGCUACAUCCUGCCAUGUCUAGACCAAUGCUGACAUGAGGAAGGCUAGUCCUCUCACCCCCCUUGAGGCUACUCCCCCUCCCCCCUAGGGCUAGUCCCCUCACCCCUCUUGAGGUUACUCAAGAGUACCUUUUACAUUUUAGUCAUUUAGCAGAUGCUAAAUGUCUGUUUGGCAAUGUGUGGAUUUGGCCUCAGCCAUCGCAUUGUGUUCUGUUGUUAUAGAUUAGCAGUUACUGAACCAGACUUAUUUCACAGACAGCUUAAAUAACAAUUAGCACAGUUGGAUUUCUUAACGGUGUGUUUAAUCAUCUUUGCCCUCUCUGUCCCUCAGUUCAUGUGUACAGUGGUAGCCGUCCUGCUGCACUACUUCUACAUGUGUACGUUUGCCUGGAUGUUCGUGGAGGGCCUUCACAUCUACCGCAUGCUGACUGAAGUCAGGAACAUCAACCAUGGCCGCAUGAGGUUUUACUACGCCAUUGGCUGGGGCAUUCCUGCCAUUAUCACCGGUGAGUGAGACACUCACACACACACACACACACACACACACAGCCAGAUAUGCAUGUAAAGACAGAGAGGAACACAGAUGCAUUGAAACGACAUAAUCUGGAAGCACAUGCUCACUGUGUGUGUGUUUUUCCUCUCUUGUAGGCCUGGCAGUAGGGUUGGACCCUGAGGGCUAUGGGAACCCAGACUUCUGUUGGCUCUCUGUCCACGACACACUCAUCUGGAGUAUCGCUGGGCCCAUCGCUAUAGUAGUACUGGUGAGUGUGUGUGUAGAUGCUGUUUAUUUGUUGUACUAUACUGGAUACUGGAUUGGUUCUGGCCAGUGGAUUAUGUUAUUCAUCUCCAUCUCAUCUAGGUCAACAUUGCUUUAUUCUUCCUGGCCGCCAAGGCCUCGUGCGGAAAGAGACAGUGGACAUUAGAGAAGUCUGAAGCAAUGUGAGUACUUAGAGACAGGAUAACCAUACAGGGUUAGAAAAUAGUUGGCACGUAGCAUACCAUGUUGUCUGGAUUCCAUUCAAACAUAACAAAUAUUUCCUCUCCAGCUGUUCCCUACAUGUAGCCUUCCUCCUCCUGUUGCUCCUCAGUGCUACCUGGGUCCUGGGCCUCAUGGCAGUCAACAGUGACAUCCUCUCCUUACACUACCUCUUUGCCAUUUUCAGCUGCCUUCAGGUACUUGGCUUUUUGUGUUGUCAAAAACAGUGCUUCAAAAAGCCUUACAGUGGUUCGAUUUAUCUGUGUCUCUGUCUCUGUGUCUCUGUCUCUGUGUCUCUCUCUCUCUCUCUCUCUCUCUCUCUCUCUCUCUCUCUCUCUCUCUCUCUCUCUCUCUCUCUCUCUCUCUCUCUCUCUCUCUCUCUCUCUCAGGGUAUAUGCAUAUUCUUCUUCCACUGUGUUUUCAACAAGGCGGUGAGGACCAACCUGAAGAAUGUCCUCACAGGAAGGAAAUCCAUAGUGGAGGAGUAUACUGCCACCCGCUCCACUCUCCUCACAGUGAGUACAGACCAGUCCAUAGUUAAGUGUAGUAAACCUGUACAUUUAUGUUGAAAAAUGAGUUAUGAGUUGUAUCGGGCGGCAGGCAGCCUAGCGGUUAAGAGCACUUGGCCAGUAAUCGAAAUGUUGCUUGUACGAAUCCCCGAGCCGACUAGGUGAAAGAUCUGUCGAUGUGCCCUUGAGCAAGGCACUUAACCCUAAUUACUCUUGUAAGUCACUCUGGGUAAGAGCGUCUGCUAAAUGACAAAUUGAAUGUAUUACUUCUUUGUGUCCCCAGCGUUCACUGAAUGCUAAGCAUUCGUACACAGAGGAGGACAGUCUGUACCGCACGGCCAUCGGAGAGUCCACUGCCUCCCUGGACAGUACAGUCAGAUCAGCCCGCAGCUUCAGCAGAAGCCAGGCCAGGUGACUUACUGGGUUGAAACUGGGUUCUACGUAGCUAGCAGAUUGUGAUGGGCUAAUGUGAUGCUCUAUUAGCCGUUACAGGUUAGGUACUGUUUGGCAUAGCACAGAGAAUUUUCUACCAAACUUAACUUGCCGAUACUUCCUCAAUUCCCGACUUGGAAGACAACCAAUGUCUUCUAAACAUCCAUGUCUAGUUGCAGGGGGUUCUUUUGAAUUUAGAAAAUGCUCCGUUGUUAAAUAAAUACAAUUCUCCAUGAAGUAAUCCAACAAUGUGUACGCUGCCAUCUUGUCUAUUUCAAAUCUUCACUCAUUGAUCGAGACAGGUGAUUGUCAUCAUGACAUGCGUCACUUUGGGGUGGACCCACCUGUCUCAAUCAAUAAGAGAUUUGAAAUAGACAAGACACAUUGUUGGAUUACUUAAAGUGGAUCUGACAGUGUUUUAACUACUUUGCAGAUAUGAAAGUUCCCAGUUUAUGCUACAAAACCAACUUCAUAAGAGGUUUUAAAAAUAGGUUCUAUUUGACAAAAAAUUCCAUGACAUAGAGUAAGGCAUUGUUGACAGAAUAGAUGGAUGCAGUUAAAAACAGAAUUAAUAUAAUUCACCAUUACAUUUAUUGGUAGUCUAAAAAAUAUUGCUAUCAGGUUGUAAAUCACAGCUGUCCUAGUACAUAUUUUGCUGCCUCCACCCAUUCGGGAUGCACGUUUUCAGUUUCAAUGACUCAAUACUUUGGGAAAAAAACUGACAAAUUUAACUAAGGCUGGGAAUGUCAAUACAAUCAAACUAGCGAGGGCAAUGAUCACAAGUCAGUCAUAACGUGGCUAAUAGGCUAGCGUAUCUAUUUAUGUAGCUAUGUUAUUUAUUUAUUAAGCUCAAAACACGAAGCCUAACGUUAGAUAGCUAGCUGCUGGGAGGAUGACAUACACAAAAUAGUCAAAAUUGGUGAAGUGAAAUGAAAAACAUUACUUGUUUAAAAAAAUUCUAAAAAAUAAAUAACGGAAAAGUGGUGCGUGCAUAUGUAUUCACCCCCUUUGCUAUGAAGCCCCUAAAUAAGAUCUGGUGAAACCAAUUACCUUCAGAAGUCACAUAAUUAGUUAAAUAUAGUCCACCUGUGUGCAAUCUAGGUGCCACAUGAUCUCAGUAUAUAUACACCUGUUCUGAAAGGCCCCAGAGUCUGCAACACCACUAAGCAAGGGGCACCACCAAGCAAGCAGCACCAUGAAGACCAAGGAGCUCUCCAAACAGGUCAGGGACAAAGUUGUGGAGAAGUACAGAUCAGGGUUGGGUUAUAAAAAAAUAUCAGAAACUUUGAACAUCCCACGAAGCACCAUUAAAUCCAUUAUUAAAAAAUGGAAAGAACCAUAACAAACCUUCCAAGAGAGGGCCGCUCACCAAAACUCACGGACCAGGCAAGGAGGACAUUAAUCAGAGGCAACAAAGAUAACCCUGAAGGAGCUGCAAAGCUCCACAGCGGAGAUUGGAGUAUCUGUCCAUAGGACCACUUUAAGCCGUACACGCCACAGAGCUGGGCUUUACGGAAGAGUGUCCAGAAAAAAAGCCAUUGCUUAAAGAAAAAAAAUCAAACAUGUUUGGUGUGUGUUCGCCAAAAGGCAUGUGGGAGACUCCCCAAACAUAUGGAAGAAGGUACUUUGGUCAGAUGAAACUAAAAUUGAACUUUUUGGCCAUCAAGGAAAACGCUAUGUCUGGCGCAAACCCAACACCUCUCAUCACCCGAGAACACCAGCAUUGUGGUGGCAACAUCAUGCUGUGGGGAUGUUUUUCAUCGGCAGGGACUGGGAAACUGGUCAGAAUUGAAGGAAUGAUGGAUGGCGCUAAAUACAGGGACAUUCUUGAGGCAAACCUGUUUCAGUCUUCCAGAGAUUUGAGACUGGGACGGAGGUUCACCUUCCAGAAGGACAAUGACCCUAAGCAUACUGCUAAAGCAACACUCGAGUGGUUUAAGGGGAAACAUUUAAAUGUCUUGGAAUGGCCUAGUCAAAGCCCAGACCUCAAUCCAAUUGAGAAUCUGUGGUAUGACUUAAAGAUUGCUGUACACCAGCGGAACCCAUCCAACUUGAAGGAGCUAGAGCAGUUUUGCCUUGAAGAAUUGGCAAAAAUCCCAGUGGCUAGAUGUGCCAAGGUUAUAGAGACAUACCCCAAGGGACUUGCAGCUGUAAUUGCUGCAAAAGGUGGCUCUACAAAGUAUGGAUUUGGGGGGGGGUGAAUAGUUAUGCACGCUCAAGUUUUCUUAUUUCUUGUUUGUUUUUCAAUAAAAAAUCAAUUUUAAUUCCAGGUUGUAAGGCAACAAAAUAGGAAAAAUGCCAAGGGGGUGAAUACUUUCGCAAGCCACUGUUUCGAUAAGUUAAGAUUUGUUGAAAAUACUCUUUGUUACGCCAAAAAAGUACCUACCUAAUAACACCCAUCAGCCAGAUGGAACAGAGUAAUUUUCUGACUAGGCAAUAUACACUACUCAAAAAAAUUAAGGGAACACUAAAAUAACACAUCCUAGAUCUGAAUGAAUGAAAUAAUCUUAUUAAAUACUUUUUUCUUUACAUAGUUGAAUGUGCUGACAACAAAAUCACACAAAAAUUAUCAAUGGAAAUCAAAUUUAUCAACCCAUGGAGGUCUGGAUUUGGAGUCACCCUCAAAAUUAAAGUGGAAAACCACACUACAGGCUGAUCCAACUUUGAUGUAAUGUCUUUAAAACAAGUCAAAAUGAGGCUCAGUAGUGUGUGUGGCCUCCACGUGCCUGUAUGACCUCCCUACAACGCCUGGGCAUGCUCCUGAUGAGGUGGCGGAUGGUCUCCUGAGGGAUCUCCUCCCAGACCUGGACUAAAGCAUCCGCCAACUCCUGGACAGUCUGUGGUGCAACGUGGCGUUGGUGGAUGGAGCGAGACAUGAUGUCCCAGAUGUGCUCAAUUGGAUUCAGGUCUGGGGAACGGGCGGGCCAGUCCAUAGCAUCAAUGCCUUCCUCUUGCAGGAACUGCUGACACACUCCAGCCACAUGAGGUCUAGCAUUGUCUUGCAUUAGGAGGAACCCAGGGCCAACCGCACCAGCAUAUGGUCUCACAAGGGGUCUGAGGAUCUCAUCUCGGUACCUAAUGGCAGUCAGGCUACCUCUGGCGAGCACAUGGAGGGCUGUGCGGCCCCCCAAAGAAAUGCCACCCCACACCUUGACUGACCCACCGCCAAACUGGUCAUGCUGGAGGAUGUUGCAGGCAGCAGAACGUUCUCCACGGCGUCUCCAGACUCUGUCACGUCUGUCACAUGUGCUCAGUGUGAACCUGCUUUCAUCUGUGAAGAGCACAGGGCGCCAGUGGCGAAUUUGCCAAUCUUGGUGUUCUCUGGCAAAUGCCAAACGUCCUGCACGGUGUUGGGCUGUAAGCACAACCCCCACCUGUGGACGUCGGGCCCUCAUACCACCCUCAUGGAGUCUGUUUCUGACCGUUUGAGCAGACACAUGCACAUUUGUGGCCUGCUGGAGGUCAUUUUGCAGGGCUCUGGCAGUGCUCCUCCUGCUCCUCCUUGCACAAAGGCGGAGGUAGCGGUUCUGCUGCUGGGUUGUUGCCCUCCUACGGCCUCCUCCACGUCUCCUGAUGUACUGGCCUGUCUCCUGGUAGCGCCUCCAUGCUCUGGACACUACGCUGACAGACACAGCAAACCUUCUUGCCACAGCUCGCAUUGAUGUGCCAUGCUGGAUGAGCUGCACUACCUGAGCCACUUGUGUGGGUUGUAGACUCCGUCUCAUGCUACCACUAGAGUGAAAGCACCGCCAGCAUUCAAAAGUAACCAAAACAUCAGCCAGGAAGCAUAGGAACUGAGAAGUGGUCUGUGGUCACCACCUGCAAAACCAGUCCUUUAUUGGGGGUGUCUUGCUAAUUGCCUAUAAUUUCCACCUGUUGUCUAUUCCAUUUGCACAAAAGCAUGUGAAAUGUAUUGUCAAUCAGUGUUGCUUCCUAAGUGGACAGUUUGAUUUCACAGAAGUGUGAUUGACUUGGAUUACAUUGUGUUGUUUAAGUGUUCCCUUUAUUUGUUUGAGCAGUGUAUUUAAUAGCUAGGUUCUACUUAGGUUUGCAAAACUCCAGUAACCUUCCCAAAAUUCCCAGAUUUUCAAGAAAUCCCAGUUGGUGUAUUCUGGAUUUCAUUGCUGGAAAAACUGGGAAUUUUAGGAAAGUUAAUGGAGUAUCGCGACCACAUUUCUACUGGAACACAAUUGUUAUUCAUACUCAAGUUUUUAUUCCUGUACUCAUCAUGUCUCUUUCUUCCAACAGGAACGACUCAGGGCAGAAGCGCACAACAUCCUCCGGCUCAACCAAAAAUAGUUACCGUGGGGAGGGAGACUCCUGCAUCUUCCUCCGCAAGCGCUCCAAGAGAGAUGGUACGAGUCCUAUAUAGUUACAUUGAGUGUCAUGUGACAGGGAAUCUUAAUGCAUCCGAAUGUCUCAAUACUUUACGUGCCAUUGGCUGCUCAGGCCUAUAGUGGUGAGGAGGAGGAGUCUACCAUGUCCGCAAGUGACUUCACCAUUCAUUUUCGGGAUUCAGGGUUCAUUCAAACACAGUUUUAAGCUUUGUUUUACAAUUUUACUAUGAUUUCGGGAUUGUAUAUCGAUUCGCUCUCCUUAAAUAUUAGUCGUCUGAUGCAAGUAUUAGUCGUCUGAUGCAUUAGUUUCAGUCUCUGAAUUGUUUAAUAAAACUUUUCGCAACCAGCUCUUGAUAUCAGGGCAUAAAAACUACAAUUUGUCUCCUGAAUUAGCAUAGCGUGCAUGUGCGCCUAGCAUACAGUGCCUUCAGAAAGUAUUCACACCCCUUGACUUAUUCCACAUUUUGUUGUGUUACAGUCUGAAUUCAAAAUGGGUUAAAUAAAUAAAAAAAUCUCACCCAUAUACUGUACACACAAUACCCCAUAAUGACAGUGAAAACAUAUUUUUUGAAAUGUUUGAAAUGUUCUUGAAAAUUAAAGACAGAAAUAUUAAUUUACAUAAGUAUUCACACCCCUGAGUCAAUAUAUGUUAGAAUCACCUUUGGCAGCGAUUACAGCUGUGAGUCUUUCUGGGUAAGUCUCUUAUUUUUAUUUUAUUUAACCAGGUAAGCCAGUUGAGUUCUCAUUUACAACUGCGACCUGGCCAAGAUAAAGCAAAGCAGUGCGAUAAAAACAACAACAACACAGAGUUACAUAUGGGAUAAACAAAACGUACAGUCAAUAACACAAUAGAAAAUCUAUAUACAGUGUGUGCAAAUGUAGUAAGUUAUGGAGGUAAGGCAAUAAAUAGGCCAUCAUUUAGUAUUAACACUGGAAUGAUAGAUGUGCAGAAGAUGAUGUGCAAAUAGAGAUACUGGGUUGCAAAUGAGCAAAAUAAAUAACAAUAUGGGGAUGAGGUGGGUGGGCUAAUUACAGAUGGGCUGUGUACAGGUGCAGUGAUCGGUAAGCUGCUCUGACAACUGAUGCUUAAAGUUAGUGAGGGAGAUAAGAGUCUCCAGCUUCAGAGAUUUUUGCAGUUCGUUCCAGUCAUUGGAAGCAGAGAACUGGAAGGAAUGGCGGCCAAAGGAGGUCUUGGCUUUGGGGAUGACCAGUGAGAUAUACCUGCUGGAGCGCAUACUACGGGUGGGUGUUGCUAUGGUGACCAAUAAGCUAAGAUAAGGCGGGGAUUUGCCUAGCAGUGAUUUAUAGAUGACCUGGAGCCAGUGGGUUAGGCGACGAAUAUGUAGUGAGGGCCAGCCAACGAGAGCGCACAGGUCACAAUGGUGGGUAAUAUAUGGGGCUUUGGUGACAAAACGGAUGGCACUGUGAUAGACUACAUCCAAUUUGCUGAGUAGAGUGUUGGAGGCUAUUUUGUAAAUGACAUUGCCGAAGUCAAGGAUCGGUAGGAUAGUCAGUUUUACGAAGGCAUGUUUGGCAGCAUGAGUGAAGGAGGCUUUGUUGCGAAAUAGGAAGCCGAUUCUAGAUUUAACUUUGGAUUGGAGAUGCUUCAUGUGAGUCUGGAAGGAGAGUUUACGGUCUAACCAGACACCUAGGUAUUUGUGGUUGUUCACAUAUUCUAAGUCAGACCCGCCGAGAGUAGUGAUUCUAGUCGGGCGGGCGGGUGCAAGCAGCAUUCGAUUGAAGAGUAUGCAUUUAGUUUUACGAGCGUUUAAGAGCAGUUGGAGGCUACGGAAGGAGUGCUGUAAGGCAUUGAAGCUCGUUUGGAGGUUUAUUAACACAGUGUCCAAUGAAGGGCCAGAUGUAUACAAAAUGGUGUCGUCUGCGUAGAGGUGGAUUUGAGAGUCACCAGCAGCAAGAGCGACAUCAUUGAUAUACACAGAGAAUAGCGUCGGCCCGAGAAUUGAACCCUGUGGCACCCCCAUAGAGACUGCCAGAUGUCCAGACAACAGGCCCUCCGAUUUGACACAUUGAACACUAUCUGAGAAGUAGUUGGUGAACAAGGCGAGGCAGUCAUUUGAGAAUCCAAGGCUAUUUAGUCUGCCAAUAAGAAUGCGAUGAUUGACGGAGUCGAAAGCCUUGGCCAGGUCGAUGAAGACGGCUGCACAGUACUGUCUUUUAUCGAUCGCGGUUAUAAUAUCGUUUAGGACCUUGAGCGUGGCUGAGGUGCACCCAUGAUCAGCUCGGAAACCAGAUUGCAUAGCGGAGAAGGUACGGUGGGAUUUGAAAUGGUCAGUGAUCUGUUUGUUAACUUGGCUUUCAAAUACUUUCGUAAGGCAGGGCAGGAUGGAUACAUGUAUAGGAUGGAUACUCCAAACAGGUCAGGGACAAGUUUUUGGAGAAGUACAGAUCAGGGUUGGGUUAUAAAAAAAUAUCAGAAACUUUGAACAUCCCACGGAGCACCAUUAAAUCCAUUAUAAAAAAAUGGAAAGACUAUGGCACCACAACAAACCUGCCAAGAGAUGGCUGCCCACCAAAACUCACGGACCAGGCAAGGAGGGCAUUAAUCAGAGAGGCAACAAAGAGACCAAAGAUAACCCUGAAGGAGCUGCAAAGCUCCACAGCGGAGAUUGGAGUAUCUGUCCAUAGGACCACUUUAAGCCGUACACUCCACAGAGCUGGGCUUUACGGAAGAAUGUCCAGAAAAAAAGCCAUUGCUUAAAGAAAAAAAUAAGCAAACACGUUUGGUGUUCGCCAAAAGCCAUGUGGGAGACUCCCCAAACAUAUGGAAGAAGGUACUCUGGUUAGAUGAGACUAAAAUUGAGCUUUUUGGCCAUCAAGAAAAACGCUAUGUCUGGCGCAAACCCAACACCUCUCAUCACCCCGAGAACACCAUCCCCACAGUGAAGCAUGGUGGUGGCAGCAUCAUGCUGUGGGGAUGUUUUUCAUCGACAGGGACUGGGAAUCAGAAUUGAAGGAAUGAUGGAUGGCGCUAAAUACAGGGAAAUUCUUGAGGCAAACCUGUUUCAGUCUUCCAGAGAUUUGAGACUGGGACGGAGGUUCACCUUCCAGCAGAACAAUGACCCUAAGCAUACUGCUAAACUCAAGUGGUUUAAGGGGAAACAUUUAAAUGUCUUGGAAUGGCCUAGUCAAAGCCCAGACCUCAAUCCAAUUGAGAAUCUGUGGUAUGACUUAAAGAUUGCUGUACACCAGCGGAACCCAUCCAACUUGAAGGAGUUGGAGCAGUAUUGCCUUGAAGAAUGGGCAAAAAUCCCAGUGGCUAGAUGUGCCAAGCUUAUGGAGACAUACCCCAAGAGACUUGCAGCUGUAAUUGCUGUAAAAGGAGGCUCUACAAAGUAUUGACUUUGGGGGAGUGAAUAGUUAUGUACGCUCAAGUUUUCUGUUUUUUUUGUCUUAUUUCUUGUUUGUUUCACUAUAUAAAAUAUUUUGCAUCUUCAAAGUGGUAGGCAUGUUGUGUAAAUCAAAUGAUACAAACCCCCAAAAAAUCAAUUUUAAUUCCAUGUUGUAAGGCAACAAAAUAGGAAAAAUGCCAAGGGGGGUGAAUACUUUCGCAAGCCACUGUAGUUCAGAGGUCAGAGAGUAAGUUAUAGCUCCUGUGUUUCCAUGAUAACAGAUUCAGACUCGGACAGUGAGCUCUCGGUGGAUGAGCACAGCAGCUCCUAUGCCUCGUCCCACUCCUCAGACAGUGAUGAUCAUAGAGGAAGCCGCAAGCAUAGGUGGAACAACGAGAGACCGCCCCAGCGAAACACACCCAAAGGUAACGGGACUCACGUUCAAACACACACACACACACACACACAUUUUGCAUUUGCACAUAAAAAACACAUACACACACACACAAACCUCAUACAGUGGGGAAAAAAAAUAUUUAGUCAGCCACCAAUUGUGCAAGUUCUCCCACUUAAAAAGAUGAGAGAGGCCUGUAAUUUUCAUCAUAGGUACACGUCAACUAUGACAGACAAAUUGAGAGAGAAAAAAAUCAGAUUCAGUCUUCCCAGCCUGGUGCAGGUCUACAAUUUUGUUUCUGGUGUCCUUUGACAGCUCUUUGGUCUUGGCCAUAGUGGAGUUUGGAGUGUGACUGUUUGAGGUUGUGGACAGGUGUCUUUUAUACUGAUAACAAGUUCAAACAGUUGCCAUUAAUACAGGUAACGAGUGGAGGACAGAGGAGCCUCUUAAAGAAGAAGUUACAGGUCUGUGAGAGCCAGAAAUCUUGCUUGUUUGUAGGUGACCAAAUACUUAUUUUCCACCAUAAUUUGCAAAUAAAUUCAUUAAAAAUCCUACAAUGUGAUUUUCUGGAUUUUUUUUCUCAUUUGUCUGUCAUAGUUGACGUGUACCUAUGAUGAAAAUUACAGGCCUCUCUCAUCUUUUUAAGUGGGAGAACUUGCACAAUUGGUGGCUGACUAAAUACUUUUCCCCCCCACUGUAUAUUGUGUUUUUUUUCCUACUGUAUCUGAAGUGGAAACAGAGGCCAAUCACGUGAAGCCCUACUGGCCAGUGGAGCCGCCGACAGCCAGUGAGAGCGAGGAGCCCUGCGGGGUAGAGACGCUGCGUGUGGAGACCAAGGUCAACGUGGAGCUCCACCAGGACAACAAAGUCAAUAGGGAGUCCCCCUCUCAGAAUGAUAGUGCCCCUCCCAGCUCACCUGACUGCAACCAGACAGAGAAGAGAAGAGGUGAGAGAGAGAGAGAGAGAGAGAGAGAGAGAGAGAGAGACAGAGACAGAGACAGAGACAGAGACAGAGACAGAGACAGAGACAGAGACAGAGACAGAGACAGAGACAGAGACCGAGACCGAGACCGAGACCGAGACCGAGACCGAGACCGAGACCGAGACCGAGACCGAGACCGAGACCGAGACCGAGACCGAGACCGAGACAGAGACAGAGACAGAGACAGAGACAGAGACAGAGAGUUGUCACUAGCUUCCAUAUCCACAAAUUGAAUUGAAUAUAUUUUGGGGUAACAGACAUAUACAACAAAAUGUACAAUGUGGACCCAGAGGAUAUCACUUGAAAGUAUUAAUUAAAACGCUUGUUUCCAAAGUGGUCCUUGAUGGUAAAAACAAUAACACAUAUAAUGAUUAAAAGGCAAGACAAAAUGACAAACAACCAUACAUACAUUCAUUCAUAUUGACAUCCUAAACAGUGGCACUAUGCACUGAAACUUUUCCCUAACCUUAAAAAUCCUACCAUAUUAAUUUUACAUUAAAACAAUCUAUUCAUUGCACAUCAUACCGAUCAUUCAAAUAAAUACACCUGACCAGCAGUAGGGGGCACAAGGGGCAGUGGAGUGGUUUCUCUUACUUACACAACCUUGUCCAAAUGAAAACCAUUGCCUGCUUUUUAAAGCUAUUUCUACUUUUUCUUUGCUUGAUCUCCAAGGGGAGGCUAUUCCAUAGACAAAUGCCUGUAUAGAAAAAGGUGCUCCUCGCAGUACUGUUUACUCUUGGGAUUUUACAAGACAUAACACUAGCUCUGGUAUUGUAACUGUGUUGGUUAUAGACCAUAUCAAUGUGGUUUUUCAUAUAACUUGGGGCACAAUCAUUUAAGAUGUCAAACGUAUGAUUAAGUUGGUCCACUCUGGACUCCAAAGGCAACAAGCCCACCUCCCAGAACUCCUGUACCCCUAUGUGGGUCCUAGGAGGGACAUUCAGCAUAUAACUGAUAACAUUAUGUUGCAUGACCUGCAUUCUCUUUUUCAGCUUUUGUGAUAGCCCACUAUACCAAGCAGAGCAGGCAUAAUCAAAAUGACACUGAAUCAAGGUUGAGACAAGCAGUUUCUUAACUUUGAUGUUAAAAUAUCUAGUGUUACGAUUGAAAAAUCAUAAACCCCGCCCAUUUCUACAAAUUAUCUUCUUACAUUAUAUUUGAAACCUAACCCUAACCACACUGCUUACCUUAAAAUGAAGACCAGAAAGCACUUUUUUGUAGCAAUGUUUACUUUGUAAUCUGACCUUCGUGGCUAUGGAGUGAAGCGAAGCGAUAUUGGAAAGAGCAGAGAGAGAGAGAGAGAGAGAGAGAGGAUAGAGCGAGAGAGAGAGAGAGAGAGAGAGAAAGAGAGAGAUAAGCGAGCGAGAUAGCCUAGCGAGAGAGAUAGAAUAUACAGCGCCUCUCCUCUCUCUCUCUCUCCUCCUCUGCCUCUCUCUCUCGCUCGCGCUCCUCUCUCUGGCUACCCUCUCUCGUUAGUUCACUACCUCGCUCAGGAAUGUCUCAAAUGAAAUGUCUGAUUGAAUCAACAUGUCAACAUUCUAAUCUAGUACCUUUUAGAUAUUGUGUGUCAUUUUUUCCAAAUAAGGUGCAUGUGUCUGUGUGUUUAUGUGUGUUUUCUUGUAUGACUGACUGGGAUUUGUUUCAUUCACCCUCUGUUUGCAACCAGGCAUUCUGAAAAACAAGAUCACCUCCCCUCCUCCCCUGACUGACAAGAACAUGAAGAAUCGCCUGCGGGAGAAACUGAGUGACUACAACCCCUCCAGCAUCUCCCCCAGGACUACCCCAGUCCCCCCAUCUCCCGUCUCCCCCCAUCUACGCCCUGUAACCGGGGGCAACGGGGUCUUCAUCAAAUCCCCACCUCGCCCGCUCGUGCCUCCACGCCCUCCGUUGUCUCCACGGGACCUGCGCAAUGGGAUUGUCAUGACAACAACGAGGACGAUGAUGUCGCCAUUAGUCAAUGGGGUCAAUGGGAUUCAAGACGCCCAGGACUUGGACUCAGAGUGAGUGGUCACGAGAUACUGGUGGCCAUGUUGCAUAUCUAGCAGAUAUGUUGGAUAAUAUGUCAGUCAUUUUUGACUUUAGUAACUGUCUCUGUCUCUCUCAACAGCGGUAGCAACGAAACCUCAAUC
Molecule: messenger RNA, 47493 nt
Organism: Coregonus sp. 'balchen'
Lineage: Eukaryota; Metazoa; Chordata; Actinopteri; Salmoniformes; Salmonidae
Source: the annotation of a GenBank genome assembly